AUGGGAAAGGGUUUUUUUGUCAGCAAGGUGGUUGCUGUUGUUGGCAUCCUGUUUUCUAUAGCUGCUAUUGCUACAAUUAUAGCUCUGGCUGUUGUAUAUGCACAAGAAAAAGACAAAAAUAGUAAUCUGUCCAAGCCUAGUGAACCCACAAGUGCUACACCGAGCAGACCAGAGAAUGCAACAUCAAGUGGAUCAACACAUACAGCCGGGACGGGUUCCAUCAUCUCCACCACUCCAUCUAGUGAACCAUGGCACAAAUACCGGCUUCCAAAAACCCUUCAACCAUAUCAUUAUAAUGUUCGACUGCGUCCAGUUCUAAAGGAGAAUGCUGAAGGACUCUAUGUGUUUCAUGGAAAAAGUGAAGCUUUCUUUACUUGUAAUGAAGCAACCAACCUUGUCAUUAUCCACAGUAAGAAGCUAAAUUUCACCGAAAAUCCCAAAGCCACUCUCAGGGAUAGUGCUGGGAACAGUCUCAAAGUGUCUAAGGUAGAAGAAGUGCCAGUAACACAGUAUCUGGUGCUACAUGCUGAACACCCCAUGGAAGUUGGUAAAAAGUAUUCCAUAUCCACCGGUUUUGUUGGAGAGCUAGCAGAUGACCUUGCUGGGUUUUACCGGAGUGAGUACGAGGAAGAUGGAGUACCCAAGUAAAGUGUUGGAAUUAAUAAAACACAAUAGUACAGUGUAGGGGUAGCCAGCAGCAUAGUUCCUGUGAUCUGCUCCCCAGGCAGUCUUAGUCAACCCAAAAACUGUCUGCAAAUUGUGAAAGCUGUACAUCUGGUGUUGCCACGUUUAUCACAAAAGCAGGUUAUAACACGACUAUGAAUAAAUGUAUAAAUACUUUUUUCUUGAGAAUCUAUUAUUUUAUUCAUUUCCUCCGUAAAGCCCUUAUGUCGAUAUGGAAUGUUGUUCGGUAGUUGUUUGAUACCCACUAAAUGAAUAGGGCAUUCCAUUUUGACACUAGAUCUUUUCCUCUUCAAUAAAUAGAUUGUUACGUCAGCCUUCUACCCUCAUUAGUCUUUAUUUUUAAUAACCGUAUUAGUAAAUUUAUCAUUAUCAAUCCUAAAUUAUCUUGUUGUCUAAAAAUGUGUGGUACCACAAUUGAGAGUGCAAUUAAAACACUUUGUCUCAGGAGUCUCCUUGUUAACAUAGGCUGAAAAAAGACUUGUGACCGUCAAGUCAGCCUUUAUCACACCUGUCCUUGCUGUUUAUCCAAAAGAAGGCACACAUAAAGUGUUUAUGCAAGUUUUCAUACAGUUUCUGUUUUAACAUCUGUACAGACUCUAAUAUAAUUAAUUGUUCUUACUGUAAAAAAUAUUUUCCUGCCUUAAAAUAAAUCUUUUUAUUUUUAGUAUAACUGGAUGACCUUGUAUCUUAUGUAUAGUCCUAUUUAUUUCCAGGCAACAUAUUUAUGUAUAUGUGUGCAUGUAUAUAUAAUGCUAUAAUCCCAUUGUACAGCACUGCGGAACUUGUUGGUGCUUUAUAAAUAAUAACAAUAAUAUCCCUUCUAAGGCUCCAUUUUUCUAAACAAAAUAUAUUUCAAUUUAACAUUUCUUCAAAACUGCUGCUAUUCAAUAUGUUAAACCAUGCAAACCUUCUUCAUAAAUUCAGAAAGUUAAGUAUUAAAAUUAAUGCUUAAGAAGAGGAAGAAUUAUUUAUCCUCUAGUGUCUGAAGUAUUAUUUUUUUAAAUUGAAUUUAUGUAAAUCUCAACAUGUGUCAAAUGGUAUUUUAUCGGAUUCUGUAAAAAAAAAUUUUUCUAAAGAAAGGUCUGUAGCGGUAUACCCUCUUGAGGAUGGGUUACUACCACCUGUGGUCGCCCCUUCCUAGUUGUGCCCAGCCCUAGAGUGAUUAUAGCUACUAGCUAGUGAUUAUAGUCACUUGCAGGAGGGCAAUCAUGGUAUCACCCAAACACUAGUCGAGACUUAGUGAAGGGUGAAAUAGAACUGUUUAUUUCAGGCAAGAUACACGGUAUUUAUGCACAGACCCCCAGCAGGGGGUCUCCAUUCAAAGUAACAUGAAAACAUAAGCCCGCCCAGGCGUCGCUGUGUUUGGGAGAUAAUGGUAUCUCCCGGACACAGGAAGCCGAACACACCAAAUCCACAAAAAUACACACAAGACAGUAACUCAUCCCCACAUGCCAUACAUCCCAAAAUAGCUCCUGGUCCCAGCUAUGAUCCCUGCAAAUAGCAGAGCUAUCUGAUGUACAGAGCUAGAGAAAUCAUUGUACAAAGUCUGGACUUAAGACUCUGUACAUAUCCAAAAUAGCUCCACAGAAUCACUUAGUUUCGGCCGGUGGAUUCAAAUUUCCUAAACCACUCGUUGGCCAAUAGAGAAAGGGCGCGAAACCAACUUGCACCAAUCAGCGUUUGGGGAUGACAUUCAGUAACGGUAUUCUGUCACAAGGUCUGGAUGGUACUGGGUAUAAUUAAUGUAUGUGGUAAUAUCAUGUUGUUCCAAGGAGAGAUCUGAUUGCCAUUUUGGAAUUGGGAAGGAAUUUUGUUCGCACAAUUGGAAAUGGCUUCUAUCUUUUUCAAGGGAUUGUGUCUUCUUUUGGAUAACCCACAAAAACAGAUGUGUGAAGGUUAACUUGUUUGUUUAGUUUUUUUUCAAACUAGAUUACUAUGUUUGCUGUUCACUUUGACACAGAACCACUUUUCCAGCUAACAUAUGUUCUUGCUAACAGGAUCAUCGCUACCACACAGAUGCAGGCUCCUGACGCCAGGAAGGCAUUUCCCUGUUUUGAUGAACCAGCGAUGAAAGCUACUUUCAACAUCACCAUUGUACACAAAUCAGACUAUGUGGCUCUAUCAAACAUGAAUCCUAUCAGUAAGUGACUGUGUUUAAUUACUUUGAAAAUUAUUUUUUCAUAGGUCUAAUAUUCCACGUAACUACAUAUCAGUAACAAACACAACACAUAUAGCUUGACAGUAGAAAGGUAAGGGUAGAGUUGAGGCAAUUUCUUUUCUUUCUUUUUUUUAUUUAUUUCAAAUAAAAUAUUACAGUUAAUAUCCUCAUGGGAAUCGAGGGAAAAUAAUUUCUUUCCAUUUUUGAUGAAAUGGAAGAGGAAGUUCCCAGCCUAUCACAUGACAUAUCACUGGAAAGCCCACUAUAUCCUCUUUACAAUACAGCAGGGAUUGAUAGAGUAACUCAAAAGAAAAAAAGGAGAUACAUAUGAACCAAAUGUCCAGUAUAGAGGACACAAGUUAAUAGAUUGGGUCUCCGGAGGAUAAAUUAUUGUUUAUUUUUUUAACCAUUUUAUGUAAGACCUGUUUCUAGUAUCUCCCGGCUUAUCCAUGAUCUGUGAGGUGGGGGGGUAUCUUAAAGUUCUCUGCGGUUGGAAUUAACACUUAUCCAACUAAAACCUUGAGCAAUAAAGCUGAAGCCAGCUCAGAGUGUUUUUUUUGUGAUGCCUAAGGAAUGUGAUUUGGAAUGGUCAGAACUGGUUACAAAUAGGGUGGCCCAAAAGUAGUUAUACAGUUUAAUCAAUGAAAUUCAUCACACAAUAACAGUAAAGAAAAAUAAUUAUUUUAUUUGCCCUCUACUAUUCUUUUCAGCUGCCACACUGAUAUUUAAAUGUUUGAAGUGCAAAUGCCAGUUUGUUUUGUAUCCGUGUGUAUGUGUACCCAAAUAAUCUGUUGUGAUGAAUUUAAUUGAUUCAACUGUAUGUAUGCCUACUUUUCAGGUAUACUGAUGAUAUUAUCAGUAUCCCCAACUCAUCAUUGCGAUAGACUGUUUUGUAGCAACAGGCUACAAAAUUAAAGGAAUGGAAGAUUUUGGUUAUGAAGAAAGGUUAACAAAUUUUAAAUCUGUUUAGUUUAGAAAAAUGGAGGUGAGGGAUAUGGUAUAUAGAUAUAUAUUACCUAUUUUUUGUUUUAAUUUAAAUGGAAAAACAACAGUUUCCUCAUUUUCUAAAAUUUAAAUUGUUAAAUAUUUCACUGGGAAUUGUACGAUCUUGUCUAAAAGAGUUAAGAUGGAAAAAGUUUAAAGUCAGCCAUAUUAAAUGUUAGAAUAAUUUGGACUAAAAUUUUCAGUUCCCCAUUGAAUUUCUGGCAAUUGAUAUUCUCUAUGACCUUCAUCAGUGAUUUGUUCCAUGCUUCCAGUUCUGAAGUGUCUGUUUUAAAACCGAUAUUGUCUACAUAUUUUAAGGGACACUAAAGGUAUCAAAACAAAUUUAGCCUAAUGAAGCCUUUUUGGUCUAUAGAUCAUGCCCCUGUAGUCUCACUGAUCAAUCCUCUGCUAUUUAAGCGUUAAAUCACUUUGUUCAUGCAGCCCUAGUCACACCUCCCUGCAUGUGACUUACACAGCCUUCCUAAACACUUCCUGUAGAGAGAGAUCUACUGUUUGAACUUCCUUUGUUGCACAGUCUACUUAAAUUAGAAUUACCUAUCUCUUGCUCUUUUAAUAGCCUUUAGGAGUAGGAGAUUAUUAUUAUUAUUAUUAUUAUUAUUAUUAUUACUAUUAUUAUUGUCAGAGAUAAACCCUUCCAAAGCAAGUUAACAUCUUAUUGAAAAUGUAAACCUUUUUUUUCGAUCAGGCUCUAUCAGUCACAGCCAGGGGAGGUGUAGCUAGGGCUGCAUAAAUCGACACAUAUUGACUUCACUUCUAAAUAGAAAAUAAUUGAGCAAUGAGACUGCAGGGGCAUGAUUUAUAUAUGCCAAAAAUGCUUCAUUAAGCUGAAGUUGUUUUGGUGACAAUAGUAUUCCUUCAACAGAUAACAAUAUAUUGUGAUUCAGGGAGAGAAAGAUAAAAGGUUUAAAGUACUUUUUAGAUAGUCAAUUAAUUUUGUCAAAGUCCUCUUCACUUACUGUUUCUGUAUGUCAACAUAUGUCAAAUGUGUUUUUGUCUUGUUUUACGUGAUCUACAGUGUAGAAUAUGUUGGCACUAUAUUGGCAACUGAAAUUGCAUGAGCCCUAACAGCCAUACACUCUCUUGGUACAUUAUUUUCUCUGACAUUCGUGUUUCCAUUGCUUAAGGUCACACAAAUAUAACUGAAGAGGGAGAACCAUGGACGGAAACGGUUUUUGACACAACAUUGAAGAUGUCCACAUACCUUGUGGCAUUUAUAGUUUCUCAGUUUAAAUCUAUUGGUGAUCCUGGGAAUAGUACCACAACUGGGGUAAGUGAUAUUUGAUUGGAAUGGUCAGAAUUUAACUUGCUUAAUUUAAAAGCCUGAAAGUUAAGAAACACAUCUUGUGACUUAAAAAACGAUUUAAAAACAACAAACACUGAAUGCUGUUGGACGGGUAUUCGCCCCUUGACACAGUACUUGACUGAAACACCUUUUUGAAACAUCUUUUUACGUUAGCUACUACAACCUUGGCAUAUGACCAUAUAAUGCUGUUUUUCUCUAUUAUUGAAUUGAGGGCUGUGAUUGGAUCAUUCUAAUGCACUCACGUUCUUGUUUCUUUGUCUUGAACCAUUCCAGUGUAGCUUGGUAACUGUAUUUAAAGGGAUUCUAUAAUGCUAGGAAAACCUUUUUUGUCCUAGCACUAUAGCUCCCUAUAGUGAGUUUAUAAAAAAUUGGGCAGACUAGAUGGGCCGAAUGGUUCUUAUCUGCCGUCACAUUCUAUUGUAAGAUAAUUUAGUAUCAGUCUGUGAUGUUAUAGGAGGACACAAGUACAUUAACUUGUGACAUGUAGUUAUAAAGUAUAUCUAUUUAAUCUCAUUAACUCUGACAAGGGUGCGCACACUAACGUCACCUGAUAUGACUUUUAUCUUCUACCCAAGCUGUACUUCCUCAUAUCCAUAAACACCUAUUACAGGAUUUAAUCUGCACGCAUAUUACACGAAAUAUGAAUUCUGUUUAAAGUUGAUUACAGAAAGCAAGCAAAGAGUUAAACAUGACACACCAUAUCUGUUGCAAUUUUAACCUAAGUAGGAUUUGGCAGUUGCUUGUCUAGUUAUCCCCUUUAUAAUCUAAAUUAUACAUAGUAGUAAAAUGGUGCAAGGUCUACACUUAUCAGCUGUGAUAAUAAAUGAACUCUUUGAUUAAAACUUGGAGUAUAAGAAGCAGAUAACAUUUAUUGCUGAUUUCCUUAUCAUGCAGAAUACAAUAAAUGCUCAGGAUCACAGGACUGGGGUAGAACAAUCACAACUAUCGUAUAAAAAUAUAUAACCCUAUAUGGAUUCAUUUACUAACAGGAUUAUUAACUGAAAUGUGAUUUAUUUUAUUUUUUUAUUCCAUAGUGAAUCCAAAGUGAAUUACCUUUUUUUAAAUUUUUUUAUUUUAUUUAUUUAUUUUAUUUAUUUAUAGUGAACGCCAAGCUAAAUCAAAAAAAUUGUUCACAUUUUUAUUAAUUAACUACUUUGGGCUAAAACCUGACAUUAACUUUUAAUUUCUGACAGAUUCCGCUUUAAUAAACAAUCAUGCACUGUGUGUAGGCCUAAAGUGCUGAAAGGAAUCCCAUUUAUCUGUGAGAUUAGCGACCCCUUGUCAGGUUAGGGUUUUAGUGCAUGUGUGGGUGGAAGAGAAGUGGUCAGCAGAAAGAUAUAAAAUAUAAGCACAGGGAGAAGUAUAUAACAAGGUAAUGUUGUGAAAAAGCUGCAGCUUCCAUGAUGCUUUGUAAUUCUAAAGCAUUCUAAAAGCAUGCAAAGCAUCAUGGGAGUUAUAGGUUUACAACAUCCGGGGAUCUACCUUUUGGGCAGCUCUGCUUUAGACUCUUAGAUUCUCCAACCAAUUACUUGAUUUAUGUCCAUCCAAUAAUAACAAUAAGGGUUCAGAGAAGGGCUACUAAACUGGUUCAUGGAUUGCGGGAUAAAACUUACCAGGAAAGGUUAAAGGAUCUUAACAUGUAUAGCUUGGAGGAAAGACGAGACAGGGGGGAUAUGAUAGAAACAUUUAAAUAUAUAAAGGGAAUCAACACAGUAAAGGAGGAGAUUAUAUUUAAAAGAAGAAAAACUACCACAACAAGAGGACACAGUCUUAAAUUAGAGGGGCAAAGGUUUAAAAAUAAUAUCAGGAAUAGUGAUGUCCCAAACGGUUCGCUGAACGGUUCGCCACGGACUCAUCAUUGAGUAAACUUUGACCCUGUACCUCACAGUCAGCAGACACAUUCCAGCCAAUCAGCAGCAGACCCUCCCUCCCAGACCCUCCCACCUCCUGGACAGCUCACUAAGAAUGCAGCUUCACAAUGGCUGUCCAGGAGGUGGGAGGGUCUGGGAGGGAGGGUCUGCUGCUGAUUGGCUGGAAUGUGUCUGCUGACUGUGAGGUACAGGGUCAAAGUUUACUCAAUGAUGAGUCCGUGGCGAACCGUUUGGCGAACCGUUCGGGACAUCAAUAAUCAGGAAGUAUUACUUUACUGAGAGGGUAGUGGAUGCAUGGAAUAGCCUUCCAGCUGAAGUGGUAGAGGUUAACACAGUAAAGGAGUUUAAGAAUGCGUGGGAUAGGCAUAAGGCUAUCCUAACUAUAAGAUAAGGCUAGGGACUAAUGAAAGUAUUUAGAAAAUUGGGCAGACUAGAUGGGCCGACUGGUUCUUCACAUUCUAUGUUUCUAUGUUUCUCUAGAACAACAAUCUAGUUACUCAUAAAAUUCCUAAUACAACCCAGUUCUAGUAUUACGUCAUUUAUUAGCUACAUAUAGAUCCAGAUUUAUUGAAGUCUCUCAGUGUUUUAGGAUUCUGUACAUCCUAUAGUGCUAUUCAAAGACGCAAAAAAUAAUAACAAAUAGAAACAAACACAAAAAAAAAACCUUUAAAUAACAGCACAACACUCAGAAUAAAACGUGGAUAUAUAAAGAUCCAAAUGUUUUUUGUGUGAUUUUGGUAGUUUAAAUGCAAUCAUAAUGCAGCAACAACAACAUAUUUACAGCUGGGCAUAUUUAUCAAACUUGGUAUGAUGUAGAACUGUAAAAGUCUUCAUAGAAAUAUACUGGUGGUUUCCACGAUGAUUGCCCUAUGUUUUCCAGCAUACUUUUAAUACAUGCAACAAUGUUGAACAUUCUUAUAUGUAGAAAUAUUAACCCCAGGGCUCAAUUUUAAAAGUGAAAAUUUGGCAAUGUUGAUUAGAAAUUCACCCCUAGUGAGUGCGUUCCAUGGACCUUCAAGGCUUGCGGUGGCAAGUAACUUUUAAGGCCUGGUUUGGCUUGAAAUUUUAAAAGUAAAACCUAUCCUCUCUUGUACAGAAAGUGAGCGUAGAGACAUUUCUUCUCAUAGAAAUAUCCAAGCAUAUGUUGAUGGAGGACAAUGCAGUCUAUUGGCUUAUUUUUUCAUUUUGAUUUUCCAGAUCACGAAAUGAUUGCAUGAUAAUUAACAAGGAGAAUUUAAAUUAUCAUCAGUUCGUUCCUUUUACUUGCUCAUGAGCCUCCAUUAAAAGCUCCGGUGGGGUGUUAAGUGAUAAAAAAUAAUUUUUAUCAGUCCUAUUAAAAUGAUUCUGUGUUUGUGUGUGGGUUUUUUUUUUUUUUUUUAAAGGUCUGCAGCAGGAACAGGGUAAAUAUAAUCAGACCUUCCCUACUGUGCUGUCUGCCCUUCUCUAUAUACCAUAGAACCAGGCUUGAAAUUCAGACUUGCUUAGUAAAAAAAGGUAACCUGACUUGCAACCAUUAAAUCAGAAGCACUGCAUUUAGUGGCAUAGGAAACGUGUCUGUAACUCCAGUAGUAUUGUGAUUGGAAAGGGCAAGUUUGUGAGAAGACAUCAUUUAGUUUUCAUACAGUGCAGUAUGUUAUUAAACAUUUCCAACAAAUAAAUAUAAAAAUAAAUGUCAGCAGGUUUGUAAUCGAGUCUUACUGACUAGUGAUUUAAAUCAAACCCUCUCUGCAUGCAAAUCAUGAGCAUAUUAUUAUUGUUAUUGAAGCAAAUUUCAGAUCUCUCUUCUUGUUCCAACAGCCAGGAGCACUUAUAAAAAUGUAUUUACUGAAAUAAGCAUUUUUCUUUUUAGAAAAAUCAUGCAUGGAAGAAUUUUGUUUGUGUGUUUAGUUCAUUCCUUUAUUGUGCCAUUCGGAGAUCUGUUAUUCGGACGAAAGGACAAAUAAGCCAAUUUUAAUCUAAAACGAAGGCCCAAGUCUAGCAGGGUUAUUCACUAAAAUGAGAAUUGAGAGUGAUUUCAAAGUGAAUUUCUAAUUCACCGUAAAAUUAGCAGAAUUGGAAAACUUCCCUAACACAGCUAUGAUUCUAGUUCAGCUACUUCAGCCUUAACUUUAUUAUUCACUUUAAACUCUCUUUAGAAAAUAAAUCUAUGGGAUUUAUGUUGAUUAGGGCAAGAUCACAGGUGUAAUUGUAACCUAACAAAGGGGGGAUAACUUUUACUAAUACAAUUCAAUGACCCUGGAGAACAAAUAAUGUGAUUAAUGUAAAAAAAAUCUACACCAACACUAGGGCACUUGUAAGUAGCAUUCUUGCUCCCAGUGAACUGAUAUUCUUGAGCAUCCAAGGUGUUCUAGUUUGACCAUUAGAUGGCAGUAUAAAUAGUAAUAUAAAGAAUAUAAUAUUUAUUAUAUUAUUGGACUGUAUUUUUGUAUUCCAUAAUGGGAACACAUCCCUCUUUUUAAUAUCAAGAUGUGAACUAUCUUCCAAAGGUAUCCAAUUAGCACGCAGGAAAUGUGUUAUGGCUGCUUGACAUGUCUAGUAAAGAGCAUGAUUGCAAACAAGAGAGAGGAUUGGAAGGAAUUACUCUAUAUAUUAACAUUUUAGACUUUUUGUACAAGUCUUUUUUGGAUCCUGUACACUGCCUGGAAGGUUCCAUUCAACUCAAUGUUGCAAUAUGGUAUCACUUCCGUAGGUGCAUAAUAACAUCACAUUAUUAGUAUAUUCCUAAACCUCAUCAUUACUAAUCAUUACAUUUUUUUGAACCAAUUAGACAUCCAUACCUAAUAUGAAUAGGAACAUAUAUAUGUUUUAUAUUAUACAGGCACUACUCACCGACCAAGUUUCAAUUCUUACGACUUGGUCAUAAAAUUGGCCGGUAAAUGAGGUCUUGCACUAGAGCUAGAGAGCAGGUCUAUGUCCGGGGGAAUUGCCCUGAAGAUAGACCAGCUUACUAGCGCAGGGAAUGCCUCAACUCUAUGUUCGGGGUAAAUUCUCUGAACAUAGACCAGCUCUCUAGCGUGGAGAAUCCCUCAAAUGUAUGUUUAAGGGAAUUCCUGAGACUUCGAUUUGGGGGAUUUCUGGCAUUUGGUCUUAUGUCUGAGCAAUUGGUAAACAGGGAAGUCGCUAAGUAAGGACUACCUGUAUAUACAUUUGCACAAAGAUGAACUCCAUUUAACUAAUCACAUGACUUUAGAAGGCAUUUUACUGAGUUCUGAGUUUGAGUUUUUUGUAUUUGGAUUCACUUUUGUAUCACACAGCUAUGUUACAAUGCUGCCGCCCAUCCCAUGUGUUCCCUAUUAAGGGUUAAUAAGUAUGUAGGGAGUAUAUAAAACUACCCCUCUCUGUCUCAUUAAAGAUAUCUUUGCCAGAAGCUCAAGAAAGCAAGGUGAAAUGUUAGUGUAGGACCCACCUGAGAGGUUUGCCUUGACAUGGCAGGCGGGCAGUCCCUCCAAUGGCCAUUGGAGAAACUAAAUAACCUCCAUUUGUUUAAUUAUACAUAGGGUUUUGGAAGAGAGCGGAGGUAACUUUUUUUCCUUCGGUUUUUACUGGUGUAUUGGGCCUGAUGUGUACUAUGGUCAUUGCUGCCGCCCAAGAAUAGUGGGAGUUUGAGCGCAGAACUUUUUAUUUUUUUUAUUUUACUGAGACUGUUUGUUUAUUUAGAAUUGUUACAGCAAAAAAGGGGCUAUAAGAAAAACAACCAAAAAAGUGUAUAUUUCAUUCAAUUCUUACUUAAACAUUAAAGACUAUUUUGUGUAAAUGAGAAGUAGAUUCCAAUAACUGCUUUUUAAUUCCAUCUUGUAAGACAAUAAGUUGCAUAAAAGUUAAUUUUGCCAAACCCUACAUUCUUAGAUGUGUAGUUAUGCAAAACAAUUUAGAAUGUUAUACAGACCUGCAGAAUGUAAAUAUUUCGGGGUUUUAUUUUAUAGGUUCACAUAUGGGGCCGUAAAAAAGCUAUUGAAGAUGAGAAACAAGGAGACUAUGCUUUGGAAAAAACCAAGCCCAUCCUUGAGUUUUUUGAAAAAUAUUACAAUACUCCAUAUCCUCUGCCAAAGUCAGGUAAGCCUACUGCUGCACAAUCAUGGUUUGGCACAAAAAAAAAAAAAUAAAAAAAAAAAUAUAUAUAUAUAUAUAUAUAUAUAUAUAUAUAUAUAUAAAACACAUUAAUAAAAUUCUUUUUUUUAAUGUAAGUAUUGAUUAUUUUGUAUCUUCUCAAAAAAAAGAAAAGAAAAUAGUUUCCAUGUCUACCCAGAGACUACAGAACGAAGAGAGAAAAAUCUAAAUUAUGAAAUAGAUUUUAUGAUAGUGUUCUUCAGCAUACAUUUGUUAUGUCAUACAUAAGACAUUUCUUUACUAAUAAAUCCUGUUACCGCUCUCCUGCUAACUCUUCUACAGACCAAGUUGCUCUACCUGAUUUCAGUGCUGGAGCCAUGGAGAACUGGGGACUGGUGACAUACAGAGAGACAGCUCUGCUAUUUGAUCCUGAUGUAUCAUCAAUUGGCAACAAGGAAAGAGUGGUCUCCGUGAUUGCCCAUGAGCUUGCUCAUCAGGUAACUUUUGACUUCACAUCUGUGUAUCUAUACUAUUCAUAAUCUCUGCACUCACAUACAAAUUCCUCUGCUACCUCUUGUCUCAUCUCCAGUUUAACCUUUAGAUUAUAAACUCCUGGCAGUAAUAAAUAAUUAUGAUGACGAUGUGCACCACUUUACACCUUUAUAUGGGUAUAUGAUAAAUAUAAAGGAUUUCAGAUAACAAUGUGCUCUGAGGUAAUAUAGUAUAUGAGCUGCUACAAUACUAGUGUGAGUUCUUCCCAAACAUCGCACACAAAGUGUGGCAGAACCUACUGCCAAUUCCGUCUGUUUUUCCCAAUUUCGACUAUUUUGCACUUUUCCAUUCUGGAGUUAUAGUAUACGAACACCCUCCAUUUGUCUCCAGAACAAGGACCAGCCCUGUACCCCACUGGAAAGUUGACACCAGUAACUUAAGUGCAAAACUGCAAGGCAAGUAAUUAAUUAAUGCUUCCCCUGGGUGGCCGCCAUUUCGUUUAACCGAAUGCACGUGGUCGACAAAGGAGUGACGGACAUUUUCUCUCCCGAACGUGGACUGCGGCACUAGGUCAUCGACUGCCUGGAACUCUUUUCAUCUAGGCACUUGCACAAACCCCAGUAAAGAUUAGACCGCUGCCAGUUUUACUUCCAGACCAACUAUGCGAACGAUGUUCAGGAGAUGGGAACUAUUGAACAGGGGGAACAUUCGUACCCUGAAAUUAAGAGAAUCCCUUGCAUGGUGUCUGCACAGGAACCUCCAAACAGAGACCGACCAGGAAACCUAUUUCCCUGGAACUGUUUUUGGCUUGCACCUUGUGUCUGGCCGGUCAUAACUUUACCCCGGUGGCAUUCCAGUUUCACUGAACUGAUCUGAGUGAUAUUUGUAUAUGAUAUACACUCAGAUCAGGAUUAUCUGGGAAUUAACUUUUGUGGGGUUCCUAGUUAUGGUGGAUGUACGUUUGGGGUACUGUAUAUUUUGUAUCGAUUUUUUUUUUUUUGUACCUGAGAGUUAAUUGAAUUAUGGAUUUUUUGCACGCAAUUAUCUCUCAGGCACAAAGAACCAUGGGAAAGAAAACCCUGUAUUAUUGUGUUGGAGACCUCAUGUAAGGGUCUGUGUAUAAAAGCCGUGUGUGGCCUGAAAUAAAUCAGUUGACUCCUAGAACUGGGGGAAUGGAUGUCUGUAUGCUUUAAUGGUUCCAGUCUGGCUGAAGGAAUUAGCAGAGGUAACCAGUCGGGUAACCCGUGGUCCACUACACAAAGUACAUGCAAAAGAGAAAAUAGCACCUGAGCGUCAAGGUGACUACUGCCAACACCAGUUAAUAAGUGGAGCAUAUUGGAAUACUCUUAUCCCAAUAUAUAUGCUAAAGCAAAACAUGCCAAAAAAUAAAAUGAAAAUUUUAUUUGAAUUUUUUUUUUUUUUUUUUUUAACUAAGAAUUGACACACACACAAUAUUGAGUCUUGGCUGUAGGCUGUUACCUUGUAAAAAUAAGAAACAUCUCUAGAAAAAACAUUUAAAUAUUGUUUUCAAUUGACACUGUAGUCUAGAAAUGACUGCCCAGUGUCUAUUUUCCAUCAUGGAGAUAUUUAAAAUGUACACUUCAUGCCUCAAUUGACAAACAUAUUUAAUGCAUUAUAUCAAUAUUUAUCAAUCUACAAAACCCAGGAAUAUGGAUAAAAUGCCAUGAAAAUCUAGUGGGAGCCAGAGUCCAGCUUUAAAUAGCUUUGUAAGUAGCUUCAGUCUUGCUUCUUUUUUUUUUAAUGAGCAACUCCCAGCCACAUGAGUGCAACAUUUUGUGGGCCCUUUCAUGGCAAGAGAAUGCCCAUAUAAGUCACUUAUAAUUUACAUAGCAAGUGCAUCCUGUAAAAGAUGUAUAACCAGAAGAAUGCAGAAAUCUGAGAAUAUACAUUGAUCAGCCCCGACAUUUGCAGUGUGGUAGGGUGCAUUAUCCUGCUGAAAGAGGCCACUGCCAUCAGGGAACACCAUGAACGGAUUCAUAUGGCAACAAUCUCUAGGUAAGUGGUACAUGUCAAAGUAACAUCCAUAUUAAUGCCCAAGACCCAAGGUUUCCCAGCGGAAUAUUGCCCAGAGCAUAACACUGUCUCCGUUGUUCCUUCUUCCCAUAGUGCAUCCUGCUGCUAUUUCUUCCACAGGUUAAACGACACUCACCCGGCCAUCCAACUGAUCUACAAUAAACGCGAUUCAACCUGACAACCUUCUGCCAUUGUUCCAUGGUUCAGUUCUGAUGCUCACAUCACCAUAGAAGGUGCUUUUGGAGGUGGACUGGGGUCAUCAUGAUCUGACUGAUCUGUGCCUAUGCAGCCCCAUUCGCAGCAAACUGCUUUGCAUUUUGUCUAUGUACACCAAUCUACAAUAACAAACCAGGUUGCACACCAGAUAUAUUACUAUAUCUUUAUUUACAAAAACAAUAAGAUUAUAAAACAUAUAAUAAACAAAAUAACCGAGAAUGCUAGAAUCUGUCCAUCCAUUUAUCACGAUAUUACCAUGUAUAGAUUCUAGCUUCACUGUUUUGUUUUUUUUAUUGUAUGUUUAAUCAUCGUAUUGUUUUGUAACUAAAGAUAUAGUAAUAUUUUCUUGACACUUGAUUUUGAUACUAAGGGAUGUGUCUACCUAGGUUUGUAUCCUACUUAGUUAUAUGAUUUAGUUGCAUAGAGUGUACCUUUCUAUGCAAAGUGUUUAUGUAAUACUGACACCCUCCUAUACUGACACCGUAAUAUCAGGGCCAGCAUAGAGUGUACCUUCCUAUGCACAUUGUUGUUGUAAUACUGACACCCUCCUAUUAUGGUCAGCAUUAAGUUUUUCAGCAAUUUGAGCUACAGUAGAUUUUCUGUGUGAUCAGAAGGGCUAGCCUUUGUUUCCCACAUGUCUCAAUGAGACUUGGCUGUCCAUGGCAGGUUGUCCUUCCUUGCACCACUUUUGGUAGGGACUAACCACUGCCUACCGGAGACACCCCACAAGACUUGUUGUUAUGGAAAUGCUCUGGCCUAGCAAUCACUAUUUGGCCCUUGUCAAAGUCCCUCAGAUCUUUUUGCUUGCCCAUUUCUCCGGCUUCCAAUGUAUGAAAAUCAAGAACUGACUGGUCCCUUAUUGCCUGAUAUAUUCCACCCCUUUACAGGUGCCAUUGUAAAGAUAUAAUCAUGGUCCUUCACUUCACCUGUCAGUGGUUUUAAUGCUGUGGCUGAUCAUUGUAGCUGCAGUGAUUUUUGCAGACUGCUGGAGGUUUAUUGAAUUAAGUGUAGGGAGACAGUGGCAGGUAACUCAAUACACUGUAACCUGGGCAAGGAGCAUGCAUUUUUACAAUGUUCUCAGCUCCCUUAACUACAUGAAUUUAUUUUCAUAUUUGAGUAAACCGUCAAUCAUUAUACAUAACGAAACAUAGAACAUGUGAUGCUUAAGGUAAUUACCCUUUUUGCCUUGUUUGCUCUUUUUCAGUGGUUUGGAAAUCUUGUGACCAUACGAUGGUGGAAUGAUUUGUGGCUGAAUGAAGGUUUUGCCUCCUACGUGGAAUAUUUGGGAGCAGAUUAUGCAGAGCCCGACUGGCAUAUAGUAUGUUUUUCUCCAAUAUUUAAAAGAGUGGCACCCGUAAAUGCUGACUUAAUCGCUGUGUAAACACUCAUGCUAUUUCUGUUUCUCUAAAGCCCAGCACAAUGUUGACAGCGUGCGCCAAGUCUCUUCCACUGUCUUUUCUGUUAUGGAUCCAAUGCAUCCACUGUCUUUUCUGUUAUGGGCUGCAUGAUUAUUGCAAGCAGAAGAGGUAGCUUCUGCUUGCUAGUAUGAAGGGAGGGAGAGGGGGAGAUUAUUAUUAUGUUAUUUAUAGAGUGCCAUCAAAUUCUGCAGCGCUUUACAAUGGGUGGACGAACAGACAUGUAGUUGUAACCAGACAAGUUGGACACACAGGAACAGAGGGGUUGAAGGCCCUGCUCAAUGAGCUUACAUGCUAGAGGGAGUGGGGUAAAAUGACACAAAAAGGUAAGGAUAGUAUUAGACUAGUGACAGUUGCAGAAGAGGCAUCAGUCGGGAGCUGUGUGUUGUGGGGGGACUUAAAAGAUUGUGUGUCCUUAAUACUUUAUAAGAAAGUUUGUUUUUUUGCUCUUUUUCCUUUGUGCAAGAUAAUUAUUAUAACUAUUUAACAAAAUGCAUUUUUUUGUUAAUCACUUAAAUUAUAAUUAAAAGAACAGACAAAUAGCAAAGUAUAAAUCAUGGAGUGGAAGUCAGAUGUGAAACAUAUUGUAAGGGACUUAAAUUGGCAUUUUUUUAUAGUGUUAGAAAGUAAUCUAAUGCACACUGAUUGAUUGUAUGUUACAGACUGUACAUGUACUCAAAAAUAACUUUACCUUGGCAAGAAAAUACUAUCAAUUGACAACAUAUUGGGUUUCAAAUUUCAUGUUGAUGCUUGAUGUGCAGCUUGGCUAACACAUAUGUUAGGGUAAAAACAUUUUCCAUAAAUCACCAACAUACCAACUCCAAUACAAGGUGCAUCAUUAACUCCACAUGAAACUACACUCCUUCAUCUCCCGAUUUCAUGGGGACAAAACCUGGGCCAUAGGAGAUUCUCACUUGUGUCCCUUUGAAACCAAAGAAACAAACCAGGUGGGCAGAACACAAAUUCAAAAUUGACUGACACACUACAUGAAAAUCACUUUAUGCAUCAUCACCUAUGUAAUUUUUGGGUGAGUUCAAUUGUAACAAAGAAUGUUUGGAUGUUCUAUAGCUAAAUGCUUUAUUUAUUUUAAAUCCUUGUAGAAAGACUUGAUAGUACUAGAUGAUGUGCAUAGAGUAAUGGCGGUAGAUGCACUGGCUUCUUCUCAUCCACUGACAUCGAAAGAGGAAGAAGUUAACACCCCCGCUGAAAUAAGUCAAGUCUUUGACUCCAUUACGUAUAGUAAAGUAAGUUGAUUUAAAUUAUGUAUAAACUGCAGCUAUGUGUGUGGCAGGCUUUUGAAUGGUGGAAGCCAAUAAGCUUUCAUAAAAUCAAAUACUUAUUAUUGUUACAUUAUUUUUGGCAGUUGUCCACUAAAGAUGUAAAUUCACCAUCAGUUAAAACAGAGAUAUACCUAAACCAAACAAACACACACAAAAAAAAAUAAUCUCGUAGAAUAAUAACAUAAAAAUGUUUUCAAGGUUGCACUCACAGGAUUUCAGAUAUAAGCAGGCACAUCACAUAAAAUGUAGACCGUAGGUUUCAGGUAUUCUGUAUUUUCUUGGAAAUUAGAUGACUCAUGUGAAAAGAAAAUUAAAACAUAUAGUGCAACAUUGUAAGUAAAAGUAACAAUGACACUUUAUUGGUUACACUCACGAGAUUAAAAUUAAAAAGUCGCCCAUCAAUCAAAUCCUGCAACUUCCAGCAUUCAUCUCCACUGGCAGGUCUAUCCAACGGAUGGGAGAGGUGCUUACAGAUACAGGAUACACAAAUAUAAAUAAAUUAAAUGUAACUAUAAAUAAAUAACAGCCUUGCGUGUUUCGUCUUUAGAAUUAAGACUUCCUCAGUGGCAAAGAGUUAAUUUCAAAAUAAUAUUUACUGGAUAUAAAAGCAAUAAAUACUUUUCAAUGUUGUCUAAAUUCACAAUGUGCACAUAAGUCCAUAAGCCAGGUGGUGGAUUGCCAAUCCCAAUCUCCUGUCACACCUGAGCUCAAUCUUUACACUUCGAAAUAGACGUGAUCUUUGUAUUCCUUAUUUGGAGUUCCAGUUGUUGAGUGGAACACAUAUGCGUUCCAAUGAUGUCAUCUUCUGACUCCGGGGAAUGUGUUCCGCUUAUGUCUAAAUCAUAUUGUUGGCAAUAGCUGUGGAAUGCAUUCCUUCGUGUCAUAUGUUCUUCGGCAAAAUGGCGAGUUCAUAAAGUCUCAAAAAUGUCCCGCAUAUAAGAAAAUGAAAUUUAUAAAGGAAAAGAGAGACAUGCAAAAUUAGACUUAAAAUAUUAAAAUGUUAAAGAAAUAUAUUCCAACUAACUAUAUAUAUAUAUAUAUAUACACACAUACAUUUAUAUCUAUGAGACAUGACAUAGUGAACAGAAAGGAAAGUAUCGUAAAUCAGAGUUAUAGAUAUAAUGUGAAGUCAAGGUAGGAGAGGGUAUAAAUUUUUUUUUUUUUUAAAGUAAAAAUAAAAAUAGUAAUAAAAAUGGUAAUGAAAAAAAUAUUCUCACAAAAAAAUUAAUUAAAUCAAAAUAUACAUUCAACGCAAACGAUAAAUCCAAAACCAUUUAUUUUCCUUAGCUUCACCAUUAUAUCCCCCCUUUUUUCAUCAAGAGACACUUGUUCCUGAACAACAAAAGUGAGAUUAUUAAAUUUAAAAUCAGAACAUUUGUUGCAGUGGUUGGGAGCAGAGUGUGUGGUCACUUUUUUUUCCUAAUGUUGUUCAUAUGUUCUGAAAAAAAGCUUUCCUCCAUGUUUUUCCAACGUAUUGCAUACCGCACCCACAUGUGAGCAUAUAUACGACGUGUUGAAGAGCAGGUAACACAAAUCUCUAAAUUUUAAAUCUCUCCCCUGUAAUGGUGCUGGCAAAAGUGUGCAUGCUUGCUGGUAGAAAACGACAAGCUUUGCACUUUCAAUACCUAUAAAAACCCUCUCUUUUUCUGUCUUGAAUUGUUUUUUUUAAAUUCUGAAAGUGCUCGGUGCCAAAUGAUUCAUAAAAUGUUUUCUUUUUUUAAAACUGACAUUGGGCUUGUCUGGUUAUUCUGACCCUAAAAAUUCAUCUUGUUGCAACAAUGGCCAAUGUUUCUUUAAAAAUAUGAUUAAUAGAAGAAAAUGUUGGAUUAAAAUGUAUAUUAAACGAGUAUUCAAAGUGACUAUUUUUACCUUUAUUCUGUCUAGGUUUAUCUAUAAGGAGACCUCCACUAUUGAUAUUUCCUACCCUCUCUACUACUUUUUCCAGAAAGUCUCUCUCAUAUCCUUAUUCAAAAAAUUGAUUAGUUAAAAGUUGAGCUUGUUCAUAAUACAUCUCACUAUCAGUGAAAUUCCUUCUUAACCUUGUGUACUGACUUUUGAGAACUCCCAAGCCAUCUUGGGUGGUCACCACUGUCAGCUCCUAUAAAGCUGUUGGUGUCUGUAUGUUUAAAAAAGGGCUUUGUUUUAAUAUUAAGAUUUUCUAUAUAAAUCAUGAGAUCUAAAAAAGUCAAUCAGAUUUUUAUCAAAUGUAGGGGUAAAAAUAAGCGAUAAACCAUUAUCAUUGAUACAACGGAAGAAGUCUUCUAGAGUUUCUUUUGAUCCAUUCCAAAUAAUAAUAAUGUCGUUAAUGUAUCUCUGCCACAGCACCAAGUUUGCACCAUAUGGAUUAUUAUCCCAUAUUGUCGUACGUUCCCAGUUAUCCAUAAAAAUAUUGGCAUAAUUUAGGGCAAACGUGGUGCCCAUGGUGGUGCACUUGACUUGAAGAAAAUAUUCAUUCAUUAAACAUAAAAAAUGUUUGUGUCAGUAUAAAUGUUAUAGAUUUCAACAAAAACUCACAAAAAGUGGAAUCUAAAGUGGUAUAUAUUUUGAGAUUGUUCUCAACUGCUUCUAGACCAAAAGCAUGAUUGAUCACCGUAUAAGGUGAACUAACAUCUAAUGUAGCCCACAAAUCAUUUUCUUGCCAUUUGAUACAAUCUAAUUCUUGUAGUAAAUGUUUAAUAUCUUUAAGGUACGACCUACCUUCUUGUGCAUAUUUCUGUAAGUGGUGAUCUAUAACCUGUGACAAUUUAGAUGUUAAAGAAUCUAUCCCACUAAAUAUCGGUCUACCUUGUGGGUUCUUUUUAGAUUUAUGUAUCUUUGGCAGAAAAUAAAAGGUUGCCACUCUUGGAAAGUCUGGAUAAAAAAAAUGAUAGAUGUCUUUGUCAAUAAUCUCUUUGGUUUCAGCUUCUUUAAAAAAAAAAAAAGGCAUAGUUCAGCAUUGUAGUCUUUAUUGGGAUUAUACUGUAGUUUAUUAUAGGUGCUGGUAUCAUUCAGCAGUCUCUAUGCUUCUCCCAAAUAGUAUCUAGAAGGCAUCACUACUAUGCCAUCACCAUUAAAUGCUUUUUUUUUUUAAAUUCUUUUUUUUUUGUGGUUAAUAGUAAACAUCAUAUUACACCGUGUGAGCAAUAGGUAUUCUGCAUGUAGUACAUUUCACUGUAAAGACAGCAUCACAUGUAUAUCAUACACCAAAUGUUAUGUUUGUCUAGUAUAAAUUCCUCAUGGUUGCACGAUCGGCAAGUCUAUCUCUUAUCUGGAGGUUGCUGGACGGUAGCUAGUGCACCCUCCGGGUUGUCAGAUAGGGUUUUGUCUGGGUAUAAUUUAGCUUGAGGUGAAUGGGUGUUGAGUAACUACGACAUUGUCAUAGGGCUGGUAAGAGCAUAAUAUGCUUGUGGCCGUAGGCCAAUGGGCGGUUGUGCCAGCUAUGCGAGCUGUUAAGCGUGCACUAGCACGGGGAAGGGGCACGUUUAGUUAGAAGGUGGGGGGAAUUGCUGGGCAAGGUGACUGGUUGUUAGCUUACAGAGCCAGAUGGAGGUUGCAAAAAUCUGCACAUUUAACCAAAACAUAGUAAAAUCAAUAGUAAACUUAUGUUGCAAUAAUACAUUGUCAAAACAAAACUAUGAAUCUGUCGGCGCUGCUUGUUUCAGGUGGGUGAAUCAGGUGCACCCGGUCUUGUUCCCCUAGGCGCAAACGGGCUGAUGUGAGCGACAGUCCAUGAAGGUUGAGUGUCCGCUGGGGCCGCGUCUGCUGGUAGGCCCAGGGCCCGAAGGUAGACUGGAGCUUCUGACUUGUGCGUUAGAAGGUGCGUCUUGCCUGCUUUGUCCACCGUCAGUCGGUGCUGCCCCCAUUUGUAUGUGAUGGAGUUCUCGCGUAGCAGUUGAGUGAUCUGUCCGAGAGAUCUCCUCCACGUCACAGUGUGCCUGGAGAUAUCUCUAUACAAUGUUAAGUGUGCCCCCUCAAAUUGAAUUGUGGGUGAGCCUCUUGCGGCUCCCAUGAGCACCUCCAGGUCAGAGUCCCGAACAAACUUCACAAGUAUAUCCCUGGGAGCUUCCUGGGGAGCUUUGGUGGCUUUGUUUAGUCGAAAGCAAGAGUCCACCCCUAUUUGCUUUGCCUCUUUUGGUAGUAGCAGAGUGGCUAUCAGCCUCCGGCAGUAGUGGGAUAGCUCAGAGUUGGUGACUGAUUCUGGCACCCCUAGGAUCCUCACGUUUCGUGCCUUCGCCCUAUCUUCCUGAUUAGCUAGUUGUGUAGUUAGGGUGCUGCAUUGCUUUUGCAGCGACACCAGGGCUGCAACUGUGGCAGUUUGGGAUACCCCUGCGUCCUUGAGGCCCUCCUCUGCCUUCACCACCCAGCUUGUGAACGUGGAGACUUCCUCCCUGAUCAGCGCCAUGUCAGCUUGGAACAUCGCUUGUAUUUCUUUCACCAGUGCCUUUAUGUCGGCUUUUGUGGCAGGGGCUGAAUCGCCCAGCUCCAGGGGUGUUGUGGGUUUCGCUUGUACCUUUGAUGUUGGUGAGUAAGUGGCUGUCGGGCUCUCGUCGUCCGACGAUGGGGAGGUAUAGGCCCCAGCAGGUGCCAUCUUGAACAGGUCUGGCCGCAUGGCCGUGCACAUGAAAGACCCGAUAUUUCGGGAACCCGAGCCCGGGUCCGCUUUGUAUUUCUUUGCCUUCUUGCCCAUAUUGUAAGGCACUUGGGAGGCUUAGGGUGGCUAGGUAAAUGUGCCGCUUUUCACCUGUAUUCAGCGUUAUAUUUGGUUUUCCUCACGGAGCUGCGUCCAACUCACUCGGGUGCUGGCUCCUCCCCCCUUUAUCUGCCUUUUUAAUGACAAUAUCUCUCCUCUUUUAGUUGAUUUAAAAUUUGCAGUUCCCUACUCGUCAUAUUGUUACAAUAUUCUCGCUUUGUUCUCAAUUUUUCAAAAUCUUUCAAUACCAUUUUAUGAAAAGCUUCAAUUUGGCUACCUUUUUCUUGUGGGCAGAAAGUUUAUCUUGGUUUAAACUUUUUAAUGGAAUUCUAUUCUGCUUCUUUAUUUAAAUGAUAUUCCUUUCUAUAGAACUCUUGUACUUUCUCUUAAUAAAACAUAUCUUUAGACUAUUUUUUCUGGUAAAUUUUUGCAUGUCUAUAAAAAGUUGAAAUGAGUCAGGUGGAAGAUUAGGGGUAAAUGUAAGACCUUUAUUUAAAAUCAUAAAUUUUUCUUUGGUUAACGGGACAUCAGAAAUAAAAAUGAUUUAAAAAAUUCCUAAAAGCUCUUCUUUUUCAGGACUAUUUAACAUAUCUAAUUUUGAAUAUUUUGGGGGGGGAAAUAUUUAUUGAUUUGUUUCCUUUUUUGGGGGUAUCGCCCCUUCUCUUAAAAAAUCCCUCUUGUGGGAGGUAGAUUCUUGAGCUGGAGUAUUGUCGUAAUCCAUAUUUCUAUUCGAGAUGUUUGUCUCAAAUUGUUUUGUUUUCAGAUGCAUGUCUCGCCUGUUAUGUUCAUAGUUCUAUGUGUGUUACCCUCACUGUUAGUUCUCCCUGUGAUUGAAGAUUUUCUCUUUGAAGUAGAAAUUUUAUUUAUUUUGUUGUAGUUAAAGUGGUUACAAUUUGUACUCCUCUUGUCUCUAUAUUAUUUUUAUUACAGAUGGAAAAACAUUGUGUUUCUUUGUCAUUUUUAUCUCUUUUAUAUUUUCUGUCCUUGGUUUCAGCAAUUUUCUCAUCCAUUUUUUUGUGCUCUUUUAUACACAAUUUUUUCUCUUUGUAUGUAUUCAGGAGUAUUCAUAUCAAGACAAUUAAUUGUAUCUAAAAAUUUUAAUUCCUGUGUGACUUUAUUGAUGUUUUCGUUUUCAAAAUCCACAAUGACUUUCAUCAAUAUUGUUUUUUCAAGCCCAUUUGAUGGAUAUUUAUUCUGUCUAAGGCCUCUUGGAAACAAUCCUGCUUUAAUGUAGCUAACCAGAAAGGAGAUUUCCCACCAAUGUUUAGUUUCUCUAAUCAAUAAUUUCUCAAGUUGUUUUAAAAAAAUCAUUGUCAUUCUUAUUAUUGUGGUUAGUCUGUCUUUCUAAGAAAAGAGACUGAAAUUUAUCAACACUUUUCUGCCUAAGUUCUGAGAAUAUUGUAGCAAUAUGACGAGGGAGGAAUUGCACAUUUUAAAACCGCUAAAAGAGAGGAGAGAUAUUGUCAUUAAGAAAUCCGAUACUAUCAUUUUUUAUAUCAAGAGUGGCAACCUUUUAUUUUCUGCCAAAGAUACAUAAAUCUAAAAAGAACCCACCAGGUAGAGCGAUUUAUUAGUGGGAUAGAUUCUUUAACAUCUAAAUUGUCACAGUUUCUGGAUUAUCACUUACAGAAAUAUGUACAAGGAGCUAGGUCCUACCUUAAAGAUACUAAACAUUUACUACAAGAAUUAGAUUGUAUCGAAUGGCAAGAAAAUUAUAUGUGGGCUACAUUAGAUGUUCACUUUAUACAGUGAUUAAUCAGGCUUUUGGUCUAGAAGCAGUUGAGAACAAUCUCAAAAUAAAUACCACUUUAGAUUCCACUUUUUGCAAGUUUUUGUUGGAAUCUAUAACAUUUAUACUGACACACAAACAGCUUGAUUACUUUAAAUUUUAGAUACACCAGGGCACUCUUGGCACCAUAACCAACUACAGUGUGCUGUCUUUUUUUUUUUCUUUUGUCGCGACAAAGAUAGGGAAACAUUAUUUCUGUUUCCCAUGGCUCCUAUAAUUUGUUUAAUGGCAGAAAAGAGCAAAGCUUUGUCUGUUUGGAGCCACUCUGUUCUAGUUCCAGUUUAGACCUCACAAGCACAUUUUAGUUAAAUGUAAAGAAUAAGUAAAUUAAAUAAAAACAAAAAAACAAAAACUUACGACUGUAGGGGGUAACAAGAUGGUCCAAGUAGAGUAUGGCAUUGGUAACGAAAGAUUUUGCUAGGUUUGGUCAUUAAUUGAAGUAUACCAUGAAUACAUGGGGUUAUAAAUAGAAACUUUGCAUUAUUCAAAUAUAUUUAUUUUCAUUGUCAUCUAGGGUGCAUCAGUUAUUCGCAUGUUAUCUGACUUUAUCACCGAGGAAGUGUUUGUUGAAGGAUUAGCUGUAAGUACAUUCAACAAAUCAAAAUCAAAUAUUUCAUGUGUUUUUAUUCCAAAACCUGAUAUAUCCUUAUUUUAUUGCACAUUGAUUUUUGUUCCAUUCGUGAAAUAUACAAAACUGUAUGUAUUAUUAAAUAUUAUGUAACUAUUACUUUAUUCCAUAUAAUUUGACACAAGAAAAGAGCAUUUUUAUUUUUUCCAGACCUACCUGAAAGCAUUUGAAUAUAAUAGCACAGUGUACAGUGACUUGUGGACUCAUUUGCAAACCGUAAGUAGCCGUAUUAGAAACAUAUAUUUCGUAUAAAUAAUCAUGCUAUAGGUAAAACUGCUUCUUUAGGGGUGUUGAUCAAACCUGAUUUUUUUUUUUGACAUUUAAUGUUGCUUGUGUAUAUGGGUUAUAUACUAUUUCAAUUACAUUUCGUUACUCCUAGGCAGUUGAAACAAACUUGUCAUCUUCAUACCUACCUCAGUCAGUGGCUAGGAUCAUGGACACGUGGGUCCUACAGAUGGGAUUCCCAGUGGUAACAGUAGACACAACGACUGGACUUAUAACUCAGAAACACUUCCUCUUGGAUCCGGGCUCUAACGUGACACGUCCAUCUGAGUUUAAGUGCGUAGAACACAAAAAGCAUAUGUAUAAAAUUAAAUUUAGUAAAGUUCCAAAAGGUAGAUAAAUCCCAGAGGAACCUAACAGAAUGUGACCUAUGAAUGUAUGAAUUUCCAUAUUGGUAACUUUGUUUUGUCCACAAUUACCCUAAGCUCCUACUAAUACCAUUAUACAUACAUGAGACACAAUGUAUGGAAAUAUUGAGAAAAACAAAUGAGAAACGCUAAUCACGAUACACUCGUACAAAUUGAGGGAACAUACAAAGCUAUGUUUUCAAGGUUGAACUCUAUGGACAUCAGUUUUUUUAUUUAUUUUUUAUUUUUUUACAUGGGGGAGAUAUGAGGUAUCUCUCUGUAAAUGGGGACAUUGGUAGAAAAAGUAUAGUAUACUAUAACAUAACUAUAGGAACCUAGUACCAAAUUCUAGAAUCUAUGAAAAGAGAUAACUUUCUGUGGUAAUUGAAUUGGAAUUUUUCCACAAAUGUUUCCAUGGAAAUUGUUUAAUUAAAGUAGAUAAACAUUUUCUUGAUCAUAGAUUCCACACUAAGACCACAGAUAAUAGUCCCCUCUCUGAAUCUUGGGGGAAUAUAAUGAACUCUGAGUUGCAAGCUUUUUGCUCUGUGUGCAUUGAAGUUUUGUUCAAUUAGAUCAACAACCAGAAUUGGUCCAAGCUUUUAGCAAGCUGCGUUAAAAAUUUACAAAUAUUUUCUGGAAGCCACAUUUACAGUAAUGAUGUUAACAAUCUGCAUAGGAUAUUUUAACCACAAUGUUCAGGUGUCUCAUGGGAUUACUGGACUUUGCUUAAAGAACCAAAUGUGACACCUUACAGACGAUUCCAUUGUUUUUUGGGUUAUAGAGUUAUAUUUUAUAUAUAAUAUUAUGUCUUUAAAACUUCUGCAUUUAGUUUACCUCUCCAGUAGUUUUAUAAAAUCUGUAAAAUGCAAAGUACACACAUUGUCCCCCCAAAAAGUUACCCCAAAAUGCUAAACAUAUACAUUUUGGUAUCUAACUUCAGAUUGUUCAGGCAAUAACAAUUUUAUGAUAUGUUUAUUAUUGUAUAAUUAUUGUCUGUUUUCCAGUUACACCUGGAUUGUGCCAAUUUCAUAUUCAAAAAAUAAUGUCUAUAAAAACUACUGGCUGCAGAAUUCUUCAGGUAAAAAAAAUAUAUAUAUAUAUCAUAUAUCUUCUUCACAACUUACUUAAGUAAUUAAUUGUAAUUCAUAUCAUCAGUUCUAUUUUGGAGAUUUACUAAAUCAAUUUCUCCAUUAGUACCCAAUCAUUAAAUAUUUCCAAGAUGACUUUCCGGUGUUUGAGUAAAUUAUGCAUUUCAUUUAAGUGCUAAUUAGGCAGCUUCUUUACAAAUUCUGCCCAGCCUGGCAUAACAGAGCGUACUAUAAACAAAUCAUCUAUAGGGAGUCGUGUUAGCAAUUGUUCAGUUGACAUGUGGUCGCCAAGUUGAAGCAAGUUUCAUACAAUAUUUAUUUUUUAUUUUUGCCUUUACUGAUCCUUUCACCAGCACAAUUUAUGGAUUAAUUGUAUACCUGCACAAAGAUGAUCUAUCUAUGCAUGAUGUGCAUUAAAUGUGUAUUUUUACUCGUGCAUUAUGGGAGUGUGGUAUGUUUCAAACCUUGUCUUGCAUAGUUUUGUUUUUUUCUCAACUUUCAAUAUCUGGGGAUAUAAAUUUGUGGGUUAAUGCACCAACAUCUGUUGAACCCUCAGGAUUAGAGUCGGUUGGCAGGAUCAACUUGGCCUUUUCUGCUCGUGAGUUCAAUAAAAUGAACUUUAUUAAGUUGGGUAAUAGUAAUAUAUAUCAAUCAGCUGUCAGUUUGUUUAAUUUUAACCAUUUGUGUCAACGUGGUUAUAUACUUAACUGUAGGUCUCAUCUGAAGGUCAGGUCCAAUUAAACACACUCAUUACAUGGAACCCCAUUUUUACCAACAACAUAGAAACAUAGAAUGUGACGGCAGAUAAGAACCAUUCGGCCCAUCUAGUCUGCCCAAUUUUCUAAAUACUUUCAUUAGUCCCUGGCCUUACCUUAUCUUAUGCCUAGCCCACGCAUGCUUAAACUCCUUUACUGGGUUAACCCCUAUCACUUCAGCUGCAAGGUUAUUCCAUGCAUCCACUACCCUACUUUACUAUUAAUAACAAGGGUUAUUAAUAAAAGGUUUGAUGUAAUAUAUGGAGAGCAAAAAACAGGUCGCAAGAGUAUUCUGAGAACGGACAGCAGCUAAAAUAGCCUGCCCUUCGGUAUGUCUCCGCUCAGAACUCAAGCUGGUUUUAGCUCAUCUUGUGUCAUUACAGAGAGAACAUAUCUGAAGCAUAUCAGACUGGUUCCACCCAUACGGGCAGUCCAGAUUCGAUAUGCCAGCAAGUUCUCUCUGCACAAGAGAUACAGCAACCCCAGACGAUCGUUUCAGCCUUGUUAGGCAUCAUCAGUGAGGCAUAGCUGAUAUCUCUCUAGGCACUGUGAGCAUGGGGUCCACGUCUGGAUUAUCCUUUAAACUAAUGGAGAGCAAAAAACAGGUCGCAAGAGUAUUCUGAGAAUGGACAGCAGCUAAAAUAUCCUGCCCUUCGGUGGGUCCCCCCUCAGAACAGGCAGUCCAGAUGGGAAGUCCAGAUCCGAUAUGACAGCAAGUUCUCUCUGCACGAGAGAUACAGCAACCCCAGACGAUCGUUUCAGCCUUGUUACGCAUCAUCAGUGAGGCAUAGCUGAUAUCUCUCUAGGCACUGUGAGCAAGGGGUCCACAUCUGGAUUACAGAGAGAACUUGCUGGCAUUUCGGAUCUGGACUGCCCGUAUGGGUGGGACCAGUCUGAUAUGCUUCAGAUAUGUUCUCUCUGUAAAUGGCACAAGAUGAGCUAAAACCAGCUUGAAUUCUGAGCGGGGACUCACCGAAGGGCAGGCUAUUUUAGCUGCUGUCGGUUCUCAGAAUACUCUUGCGACCCAUUUUUUGCUCUCCAUUAAUUUAAAGGGUAAUCCAGACGUGGACCCCUUGCUCACGGUGCCUAGAGAGAUAUCAGCUAUGCCUCACUGAUGAUGCCUAACAAGGCUGAAACAAUUGUCUGGGGUUGCUGUAUCUCUCGUGCAGAGAGAACUUGCUGGCAUUUCAGAUCUGGACUGCCUGUAUGGGUGGGACCAGUCUGAUAUGCCUCAGAUAUGUUCUCUCUGUAAUGGCACAAGAUGAGCUAAAACCAGCUUGAGUUCUGAGCGGGGACUCACCAAAGGGCAGGCUAUUUUAGCUGCUGUCGGUUCUCAGAAUACUCUUGCGACCCAUUUUUUGAUGUAAUAUAUGUUUGCACUUCCUUAAAGAUAUUCAGCAUUCACAUGGUGAAAAUUCUUUUUGCAUUUCACGUAUUACUUUCUUUUUGUAGUUUUAAUUAAUAUAAUUACAACAUUUUUAAUUUGUGUAAAAAUAUGUUUUUACAUUUCAUAAAGUAUGCACAGUACGCUCUCCUAAUGUAUUGGUCUCUAUGGAAAGACAAUUUGCCAUUGUAGAUAAUGGCCUGUUAGUGGUGUAAAUAUGAUGAUAUUUUGUAUACAAACUAAUAGUAUCCAAUUGAACUAAUGGCAGUACCCAUUUGGAUUAAUAGUACCCAGCUGAACUAACAGAAUUCACUUGAAUAAGAUGAGUUUUAACUGAGAGUACUUUCUAUUUUUCCCACGGCUAGAAACAAACAAUGAUUUUAAGACUGGGGAAAAUGAAUGGCUUUUAGCAAACAUCAAUGUAACUGGAUACUACAGGGUUAAUUAUGAUGAUGGAAAUUGGAACAAGCUCAUUGCACAACUGGAGACGGACCCUUUGGUGAGUUUCGUAGAAAUAAUGUCUUUCCCACCUAAACAUUGGAUAAGGGGUUGGCAACAAGUAAAUCCCUAGCUGUACUUUAAGUGCAAUUAUAUUUUUUGUCAAAGAACAGUGGGAAAAUAUUGGCUAAGCAUUUUGAGAAAAGAGAUAUAAAAUGUUACUUUCUCUUUGUAAGCAAUCCUCCUGACAUCAGUAAAUGUAAGUUUUUUUUUUUUUUUUUCUCUCCUGGUGUCAGUUAUGAGUGAUAUAGUUGAGUACUUUUUGUCACCAGCAUUGGGAUCUACACAAGUAUUCUCUCAGGAGCUCCCACAAGUGACAGGAGGUAUCAUUGAUUUGCUCAUGUUAGUGAAUGCCGGGGGUUGCAUAUGAAGUAAGACACUGUUGGUUCUUAGAGAGUUCAUUUAUUGAGAGGGUUACACUGUGAUCAGGUCAAUUGGAAAACACAUUUCUGACUUGGGGCAGUCACAACCAUAGUGUGUUUCCUGGUUAAAAAAUAAUUACAAAAUUAUGAAUAAUAAAGAUAAUGCAAAUGCCACUGACAACGAAGCAUUGGAAAUUAACAUUGCAGCAUACAUGAUUGAUUAUAGUCUGUUAUAACUAAAUUAGAAAGUUGCCUUUUUUUCUAUUAGUGAAGGUACUAUUGAGGAUCAGUAUUCUGGAGGAAGUGCUUCCAUUUGAGGUGGUGAUAAGACAACUAUAUUUUUGUCAUCGGAAAAAAUAUCAGAGUCCUGAGGUUAAAGCGACACUCCAGGCCUUACUUUAUCUUGCUAAAAUGUUUUAUGUAGAGUAAAUCCUCUUUUGUAAAAUGAGAACAAAAAUUAUAUUAUUAUAUUUUUUUUAUUUGGGAAGUAGAGUCUAGUAGCCUUAUAUGUGUCUAUUGGUCCAGUUUAGGUAAUCCUGGAAAUGAGAUGCCAUAAGCAUAAAAUAUAGUGUUCUCUACUGAAAUCAUUGUCCGAUAUUUACCAAUGUAUAAUUUAAGAAAUCUCCGGGACACCUGUUUUACAUAUUCUGAAAUUUAGCUCCACCAACAUGGUGACAUAUAUCAUUUGUAUCCACAGAUGUCGCCAUGCUAGCAUAAUGCACUUUCAAAGAACUUAAAAUUGCUGUGUUAGAAUCAUGUUAGAAUCAUUUUGAAUUGGGAUAUUGAGGACUAGUGAUGUCCCGAAAGGUUCGUCGCGAACGGUUCGCCACGGACUCAUCAUUGAGUAAACUUUGACCCUGUACCUCACAGUCAGCAGACACAUUCCAGCCAAUCAGCAGCAGACCCUCCCUCCCAGAUCCUCCCACCUCCUACCUCCUGGACAGCAUCCAUUUUACAUUCAUUGUGAAGCUGCAUUCUUAGUGAGCUGUCCAGGAGGUGGGAGGGAUGGGAGGGAAGGUCUGCUGCUGAUUGGUUGGAAUGUGUCUGCUGACUGUGAGGUACAGGGUCAAAGUUCAGCGAACCGUUCGGGACAUCACUAUUGAGGACCCAUCCCGUUGAAGGUCAUCUUUACAUCAAAUGGUCUUUGCACACCAUCAAUUAUUUAUAUCUGAUCAAAUUGAGAAGUGUUGGGUAAUACUGGUGUAACAGCAACUUGUGGGAAAAAAGAAAAUGAAUGACGCAUCUUACUGGAGUAAGCACUUUAGUGUUGCUACCCUUUUACCUUCCAACAUGACAAACCCACAUGUCAAUAUACUAAAGAAUAGCAAUGUGUAUCAGACACUUUUGACAGACAAAGUUUCUUGUUAAAUUGUUUUUCCUUUUUUUGUAUCUCGUUAUCUUACAGACAAUUCCUGUUAUCAACCGUGCCCAAAUCAUUGAUGAUGCCUUUAAUUUAGCAAGGUGAGUUAUGCCUAGGACUUUGAGGUCUGCAUAAAAAAAAAAGCCUACUUUACGAACCAGUUCUGAUAAUACAUUUUGACUUUCAGUUAUUAAAGCAAUCACAAUCCCAGUUUCACAAACCUUUUUUUUCUUCUGCCAGUAAUCCAGUUAAAGACAGAAAAUUUUAUAAUCUAAAACCUGGGUCUAAACCAUGAUUUCCUCCUUAACCUCCCAAUCUCGAGCUUUGUGGAUUCUAGGAUUUUUUAUAAUAUCACAAAUUGGGGUUUUUAGAGUAUCACAAGUUGUAAUUUAAGGAGAGCCAAGUACAAAAUAUUAAUAUAUAAGCACAUAAUAUAAUAAUAUUCAAGUACAUUGUUAAUACUAAUAUUCUCCAGAGAGAAGCCUUUUUCUGAUAUAGCAACAAAUAUUUAAUAUAUAAGCAAUCACCCAUAUUAACUUUGUGCAUGGGCAGAACGUACACCGCAAUACCUCCCCUGACUUGAUGUAUACAAGCAACUAAUGAUUCCUAAUUAAUCAAUUAUAUCCUGAUUGGUGGGCAAGAAAGUACAGUAACUAGCGAAACAUAGUAACCUAGCAAAAUGAAUACAUAAACAAAUACACAUGUUUACAACACGUAAAAUGUUCUGUGUUUAUCUACCUUGAAACAUAUUUCUGACAUCUGGCUUCACCAGCAUUACAAACAGUAAAAUGUCUGUAAAAUUUGGAUUGUGAUUGCAUUGAAAACUGUCUUGCAAUUCCGUAUUAAAGUCAGAAAAAGUUAUCGAUCAGUUAUCACUUAUUAUUUUGGAUCCAUUUAUUUUCAUAGGGAUAGCAUAUAAGGGGUUUACACUGAUCAGCCACAAGAUUAAAACCACUGUGAAUGUAAGUGAAUAACAUUAAUUAUAUUGUCCCAGUGGCACCUGUGAAGGGGUGGUAUAUAUUAGACAGAAAGUGAACAGUCAGUUCUUGAAUUGCAUUUGUUAGAAUCAUGGAAAAAUGGGCAAACUGAAAGAUGCGAGUUACUUGGACCAGGGACAAAUAGUAAUGGCUAGAUUACUGGGUCAGAGCAUGUCCAAACCAGCAACUCUUGUGGGGUAUUCUCGGUAUGCAGUGGUUUGUGGGGAUAUUUAUGGGAUAAUAAUAGUAAACAGUUGAGAAUUGCCCACUAAUUCAAUUCUCAGAUCCCAAAUAUCGUUAUCGUGUUAAGUGAGAAGUAUUUCAUAUAAUAAUAUCACAAUUUUUGUUAUAAAAAUAGAUUUAUUUUAUAAUGACAAAUUAAUUAAUUAAUAAUAUGUAACAUGCAUGACAAUAAUCAAUGAAUGUUCAGUAUAAAAUGGUAUGCAAUACAAAGGAAUGGGUAUUACGUUUCAAUGGCUAUUACAGCAUUUUCUGUCAAGACUUUAUUUAUGACUAUCUUUCACACAGACAUAGAGCGAAACUUUUCAAAGCGAGGGGCCAUAAAACCCUUGCUAACAGUUAGAAUAACCCUUUCAAUGCUGGCUAGAUCUCCUAGAUAAUUAAGAUCUAUUCUUAUGUAAUUUCUAAAUAAAUUAACAUUUAAACCAGUUCAUUAGUCAUUUCCUGGAACCAUCCAAUAAGAGAAUCUACCAUAUUAUAUAAGCAGAUUUUAAUUUGUCUAAAAGAUAUCUUAUCUUAAUUUAGAGCAAAUCAAUACACCUGGAUAAAAACAACGGUAUGCUACCACGUGAUAAUAUCACAUCAAUAUAUAAUUAUUCUUAAUUCCACCUGCAGAAUGGAAUGUUUAUAACUAUAUAUUCUUUAGUUAACUAAGAUUUCUUAAUAUGGAAAUCUGACCGUGCUUUAUCCAGUCAUAUAUAAUGCUAUUAAUACAUUUUAAUUAAUUUAAUUAAUUAAAUGAAACCAGUAUAAUUACCAGUUGAGUAGAUAUUUCAUCCGAUUGGUAGUCUCAGGAACCUAUUUGGAUGUCUCUCUGCAUGGAGGUUGGAGUCCCCAAACUUCCAAUUCCUCUCUCCUCUUUUUCCUUUCUCCUUUGCAUUUAUCUCUAUCUUCCCUUUGUCCUAACUUUUAAAGGGCCAGACUCUCUGUACGUCAUCAGUUGAUAAUCCAAUAGAAGCACUAAAGGUGUGGUUAUCUUCCAGAUCGCAAUUUAGGUAUUUAGUCUAUAGAGGGCAGUCUUGUCCCACUAAACAUACCUAUCCAGGAAAGAGUUAACUUUUCUGGUUGGCUAUUUUGAAGUCAUUUUGCGUUAUCUUUAUAGUGCCAUAAUUUAAAAUUUCAAAGGGGUUCUUUUAGUUUUGUCCAGACUAUGUGUCUGGCAAAUCUGCUAUAAUUUCUGAUAUGGCAGAUCAUGAACUAAGUUUACCCUUUUCCAUACAAUGGUACCUUAAAUAUAUAUAGAGACUGUAAAAUUAAAUUAUUUAAUCUUCUCUGUCACAAUUGUCUGGGUUUAGAAUUGAUCUAUUCCAUUAGACAGUCUAUCCAACCCCCGUUCUUAUCACUUGUUUAUACUAUGCAUUCCUUUAGCUCUGGCAAAGUGGCUAGUCUUACAGAAAGAAAUCUUGUGUCUUUUUGUUAACUUGGAAAUAACAAAAUGGAGUCUGGUCUGUUCAGAGUGACUCAGAAUAUACACUUUUAAUUUCUAUCAUAGCUGUCUGCCGAUAUAAAUACCCUGACAUAACCCCCCUUUAGUGCAUUUCAUAGCCAAAAUUAAUUUAGCUUAUAAAUAAGCACUAUAGAAGUUACCAGACAUAUUGUGCAAUCACAUCAUUUCUAACAUAGGUCCGUGCGUGGAAUGAACAUUUUUGUAUAUAUUUGUACCUGUAAAAGUUUUGAACUUUACGCUUAGUACAAUCAACCAUAAUAUCAUUAUUAUCAUAGCACAUUUUUUCAUUUAAAAAAAAAUGUCUUUGAGAGUUACAUAUGGUAUGGCCAAUAAAAAGCAAAUCUCCAUACGUUCCGGAUCAAUUAAGAGAGGUAUAGCGCUCCCCAUCUCAAAGGCCAGAUUUAGUUGCAUAGGCUCAAUUGUCUCUCCAUCCACAUUGGCAAGCAUCGCAUGAACAAUAUCCUUGGAUACAAAGUACAGAGGUAUGCGUCCCCCUGCCAAUUCGAUCAUUCCAGUUUGCACUUCGUCGAGAAAAGCAAGUGUGUGGAACAAUAUUGGGUCAUGCAGAAAUAGAAGUUCACGCUUAAAUAAGUCAUGACUUUGGUGCAACUCAGUGGAUUUGGCAAUUAACUCCGAAUGCAAAUUUGUUGUAACAACUGUGUCUUCCACAAUAGUUAACAUGUCUUGGAGAAGUGUUCUUUGCUGUUGUAUCACCUGAUGAAUAUCGUUAAUGUGUUGCUUUAGCGCAUAUAUUUCCAUAUCCAGCUUUUGGACAAUAAUAGAGUUGGCUGCAAACAUUCCAGUUGCGACAACUGCACCGACAGUGGCACAAACUAAUGCAACAAUUAUAGCGGUGAGGAACCUUUUGGGUCGGUUGCUCAUCGGAAUAGAACUGGAUACAAAUGGUUUCCGGGCUUGCUCCAAGAUGUUUCGCACACGGUCCUGUGCUCUUUGGAGGUGCAUCUGGUACCAAGUCUGUAACUCAGGAAGCUGCAUCGAUGAAAUGUUGUAUGCCUUCUCGAUGGAAAUCUUGGGGUCCAAGUUGACGAACACACGUCGGGUCAGGAUCCUCUUCUCCGUUAAGAUGAACCCUGGUGUCUCUUGAAUCAGGAUGCCGGAUGAUGGUCCCAUCUCUGCGAUCGGGUCGGUCCGUAGCUCUUGGCACAGGAGCAGUACGAUCCAGAAACACGCCACAUCCUUCUUGGCCAUCUUUCGACAGUCACGGAUCAGGAACUCGUUCCAGACUUAUCUACUAAUGAUUCAAGGUUUGUUAAACAUACAAACUUAUAACAGUGUGACAUCACUUGGCCUAGGACAACACAUUAUUACGAUUCAUCAACAUAUGUAUUCUGUCUAAUUCUAUUUUUAUAACUUCAUCCCUCACUACAUUUAUUACUGACUCCUCAGCAAUAUGCCUAUAGCAGCUAAACAAGCUAGUAACCUGCUUAGAAAAUGUAGUUAUUGGAUGGCAAGGAAAUGGUUAAUGACAUGAACGUACAUGAGAUCAUGGCACAUCACAACAUUUCACAUCAUACUAUACCACGUGAAUCAAGCAUUCAUCCAGGUUAGUCGUUCACCCUUCUGCGUCCGAAUCCACACCUAUAAUCCUUAAUUGAGAUUUAGGAUGACAAGCACGCAACUGGUUAAUGUGAACCCACUUUUCAAUAAAAUCACCAUCCUUAGGAAUUUUUAUCUUGUACGCUACUGGGGAAUUUUGGCAAUGAUGACAUAUGGCCCUUUCCAAGAAGGUAAAAAUUUAUUUUCCUUAACUUGAUUUUGUGCAAAGUUAUACAGAUAGACUUGAUCUGUGAUCUCAUAUUCCUUUUUCGUGGUUUUUAGAUCUCAAUAGGUCUUAACCCCUGUCGCUGCUUUUUCUAGAUUCUUUUGGGCAAAAGCAAACGCAUGCUGUAAAUGCUUGCGCAAAUCUUCGAUUUACUGAUGCGUAGUGGCAGCAUUGAUCAAGUUAUGAUCCGAAGUACGAUAUAGUAAAUGCUGUGGUAAAACCAUCUUUCUUCCUGUCAUCAAUUCAAAAGGUGACAAUUUGGUAGCAGUGCUAGGUGUAGCUCUAAUCGCCAUUAAAACUAGGGGCAAUUUAAUGUCCCAGUCUUUACCAGACUCCUUAACAUACUUCUUCAGAAUAUUAACGAUAGACUGGUUAUAUCGCUCUACCCCCCCGCUAGACGCAGCGCGGUAUGCAAUAUGUAGCUUUCGUUUAACACCUAGAAUGUUCCACAUCUUAGCCAUUACUUCGCUGGUAAAAUGACUACCUCUGUCUGACUCAAUUCUUUGAGGCAGACCGAACCUGGAAAAGACAUGGUUAAUCAACAAAGUGACGCACAGGGUACUUGUGUUCUCUUUACAAGGCAAACAUUCUAUCCACUUUGUGUACAUACAUGUAACGGUUAACAUGUAUUUGUUACCUCUUGAAGAUCUUGUUACAGGACCUAUAAAGUCAAUUUGAAUAUCAGACCAGGGUAAUGACACCCACCUCUUCUGAAGUGGUGCACGAUGGGUUGGACCAUGGGGUUGAUAUUGCGGACAAAUCAAGCAUCCCUGACAGUAUGUCUUAACAUCCCUUAACAUGUGCGGCCAAUAUGCAUAAUCACGCAAUAUCUCAUAUGUGAUCUUAUCACCACGAUGCCCAGAUGUAGGUGCAUCAUGUGCGUGUUGGAGCAUUAACCCCCUGUAUACAGUUGGGACUACCCAUUGUUGUAUACCAUGUUUAGAAGUUCUGACCAGUAACCCAUCCAUGAUACUAAAGUGGACUUUAUAUCGCAUCAAGAUUCGUAAAUCUUCAUUAUCUUUGCAAUCCUCAUCUGUGAUGGGAUUGGCAGUAGGGUCUUCUAUAUGUCUAUAGAAUAUUCCUAUGACGGGAUCAUUCUUUUGACUGGUAAUCAGGUCCUCACUAGGAGCUUCUUGACUCCAUUGCACAACGUUUAAGUCGGCAUUAUCUCUAGCCUGUCGUCUAGUUAUGGCUUCAACAUGAAUUGAACCCAUAAGAUCAUCAAUGUUUAGGGUUUCACCAUUGAUGGCAGCUUGUUUUGCCAGUGAAUCGGCUAAGUCAUUACCAUCCUUGUCAAUACCUUCUAUUUUAGAAUGGCCUUUGGUUUUCUUCCAGUAGAUGGUUAAACCAUUUUCCUUAACCAGUUCAUCGAUUUUACAAAACAAUUUCCCAUGUUUAACAGGUUUGUUAUUGCUUUUCAGCAUUUGGUUACGUUUCCAGCUAGGCAGAUAUUCGACGAAACUGUUGCGAACAUAGUUGGAAUCAGUUAUAAUAACAAAUUCUUUAAUACCAUAUUCUAUUGCCAUUUUAAUGGUCUUAUAUACUGGACAGAGUUCGGCUAUCUGACUGCUUUUGGGACCAAUAUUGUAGAUACAUUAGGAUAAUCACCUGUCCAGGCGAUUCCGAUACCUGCAACUAACUUCCGUUCAGCACCAACGACGUGGUGAUAUGAACAACCAUCAAUGUAUACCCACGGUAGUGGUCAACAGUAUUCCUCGUCAUAAACUUUAUAAGGAGAUAGCAAUUGCUCUUCUAGGAAAUCAUCUCCGGUGUCAUUAUCAUCCAGAGAUGGAGCAGUAUAGUCAUGUAAUUCUGCUAAACCUUGGGCAACUGGACUUCUCUUAUUAUGUUUAUAACGGACUUCUAACGGCCAUCCCUGUAAGGAUAGAGUCCAUGCAGUAAUCCGACUGUUAGAGAGAUUACCGUCUCUAAUUCUUUCACUCUGCAGAUACUGUAGAGGUUGGUGAGCUGUUUCUACAAUUAUCUUCUCACCUUGGAUAUAGCUACGAAAAUUUUGUAGUGCCCAGACAGUCGACAAUAACGCCUUCUCACACGUGUUGAAUUUAACUUCAACAGGUGACAAAGUCUUGCUAGCAUAUGCAAUAACCUUGUUUAAACUGUCCUGCUUCUGAUACAGAACAGCACUUAUGCUUAAAUCAGUAUAUCCUGUCUCCAGAUAGAAGGGUUUAACCCCCUCUGGGUAUGCUAAACAGGGUGCCUGAGUGAGCUUCCUCCUCAGUUCACUUACCGCUUGGUCCUGAGGCUCCCCCCAGUUCCAGGUAGUUUCCUUUUUAAGCAGGUGUAAGAGUGGUUUUGUUAUUUCUGCAUAGUUAUCUAUAAACUUACGGGAGUAGUUAGUCAUACCAAGGAACGAUCUUAAUUCCCUGAUGUUUGAAGGUGUUUUAGCCUUUAGUACGGCUUCAACCUUCUUCCUCUGGGGAUUUAAUCCUUCAGAAGUUACCUCAUGUCCGAGGAAAUUGACAUGGGUGCGACACCAUUGCGCCUUUUGUAAAGACAGUUUAAUCCCUGCCUCUCUUAACUGAGUGAGAACAUGUCUAAUCUCUAAGAUAUGCUUAUCAAAGGAAGUGCUUUUCAGCAAGACAUCGUCGACAUAUGAUAACGUUCCUCUCUCGAGUGCGUCAGGCAUAGCUUUAUGCAUGAACACAGCGAAUUCAUGACCAGAGUUUAUAUAACCGAAAGGCAUACGGGUCCAGGUAUACUGCUGCUUUCCAAAUGUGAAGGCCAAUUUGUAUUGGUCUUCAUUAUGGACUGGUACAGUCCAAUAUCCCUGCGCACAGUCAAUGGCAGUGAAUAUUUUGGAUCCCUGCAUUUGUACCAAACAUUGGUCUAUGUAUGGCGUUGGCCAACCAGACAUAUAGACGCAUUUAUUUAGCUGUCGUAAGUCAGCGCAUAAACGCCAUUGUCCAUUAGGUUUCAGAAUCCCCAAGAUCGGAUUAUUAUACGAACUGUGCACUGGACGUAUAAUGCCCCUUUCCUUUAAAUUCUGAAUGAUGUCUUGUAGAUCAUCAUAUGACGCUAAUGGGAGUCUAUAUUGUUUGAUAAAUACAGGUGGUAAAUUUGGAUCAGUUUGUAUUCUGGCUACGUGGAGGUUAGUUAACCCACAGUCGUAGGAAUCUUUGGCAAAAAUAUCUUGGAAUUCCAAAAGGAUUUCCUUUAGCUGUUGCCGCUCAGCAUCGUUGGAGCAACCGUCAGCUAAAGAUAUUUGUUCUUCUAGCCUUUCCUGAAAUCCUGGAAAGAUUUCAGGCUGGCCUAUCUCAUAAGCUUCUUCAAGCCUAGAAGUUAGGUCAGUUCGGUGUUAACUUACCUUUUCUCUUUGGUCGUGAUACUCUUGUGAUUCCUGCUCAUUGAGCGGAUGAUUGAAGGUGAUUGAUGCUUCUUCGAUUUUACACGAGCCUUCUUCGAUGUUGAAGGGAUACACAGAUAGGAUAGUGAAUAAUCCUUCUGGGGAGGAAUGGAAUAUUUGAUCGACAAUUUCAUCCUCAGUUAAGUAUUCUUCAGGGAUGAGGCCUAUAAUUUGGUUUUGGAAACCAAAUGUAUAGUACUCAGCAUCCAAUGCUAGACCUAAUAAUGUUCCUUUUGGUAAAGUAACACUAUUGGGUGUAACAUUGUUGACCAUGAUAUAGGUGGGAUUCCUACCAAUACUUACCAUUGGUGUAUGUGUUACCACCAUCCCUAAUUGUUCUAUCCUGUUGGAUAAACAGAUUAGGGCAUCAGAGUUUUCUAAUCUCUGACCCUCCUUGACCUGUAGGGGUAAAAGAAAGUUACUUGUCCCUUGUGGAAUGGUUGUGUCAUCAGGUACUUGGAUACUUACCGCAUAUGGGAGUAUUUGUCCUGAUUUCAGGGCGAUUUCCUCGUGAAGGUAUCCACAAGGAUUACCUUUUAACCUUGUCCACAAGUUGGAAUUAAUCAGGUCAAGGUGUAUGGCAAAGCGAAGUAUGACAUCAUUGCCAACGUAAACCUGAUAGCGAGGUUCGUCUAUCACUAGGAAUAAAUGUUUAACUGUCUUAUUUCCGAUGGAAAUAGAUAGUAAACAUUUUGCUAUCACAUUGUGACUCUCUGAUUCGCCAUCCAGAUUCUGGAUCCACCUGUCAUGUGGGGAAGCGUACCUGAUUAUUUUAGGAUUAGCGAUCUGCUUUAACAGACUUCUGCUAAUAUAGCUGUUCUCACUCUUUAAGUCCAGCUUUGCAUUCCUACUUCUUCCUAAGUCAUUUAUUUGAAUAGGAAAGAAUAAGUUGUUAUUAACCCUUUCAAUUUUGGCAAGGAAUUGAGCACGACCUGCCAGAUCUACAGAUUCAACAUAGUCCCUGUGGAGAGAAAUGGUUAAAACAUCACCUUCCAGAGAGACAUUCUGGAUCCUCUCUGGAGCAAUUCUUAUGGAAUGCCCAUCUACAGGUGCGAUUGCAUCAUUCACCUGCAGGAUAGUCACGUCAGGUGACUGACUAUUCCUAAAAUGUACCUCAAUUGAGUCAGGUCUUUCUUCUAUCACAUGGCAGUUACGAUCAGAUUGUACAUGUGAUUUCUCAUAGGUUAUGGGAACUUUAGCUUGUGACCAUACAAUUCCAUUUACACAGUCAAUAAUUGUGUUAAGUCUUCUGAGUAUGUCUAUACCCAGAAUCAGUCGGUCAUAGGGGAGAUCUACCACUAUCACCGGGUGUCUAAAGGUUUUGUUACCUAUUUUAAACUUUAACCAGGUAUUGCCAAUAACAUGAAGGGCAUUUCCUCCUACACUCAACAGAGCAUUGGGGAAAUCUCUUAGCUUCGGCUUAUCCGUUGCUAAGUCCAUUACCUGCUGGAAGUAGGUAUUGGAUAAGAUAGUGGCUUGUGAACCAGUAUCUAUUAACCCUUUAAAAGGCUGGGGUAACGAAUCCUGUAUUUCUACAGACAUGUAGUACCUUCCUUCAUGUUCUUCUAAUUCACAUAAGAAUUUAGAAUGUGUCAACAUAUUACUUGUUUUCCAUACAUUACCGGUCACAGCAGUAGUUUCUACCUGUACUGAGGAAUGCUCAGUCUUACCCACAGGCCCAUCCUUUUUAGGAAUAUCUUGAUCUGUCAAGCGGGAACUAGUGGUCGGCAUCUCAUCAGUUAACCCUUUCAGGUCUGGAUCCUGGAAACUAGUGGCUGCUGGGGCUACUUUAGCCUUUGGCUGAAAUGAAAAAACAGAGGAACACGUUGCGCCUCCUUCACCCGGAAGUGAAGUGACUGUAUAGGCAAUAGGUUUCCUUACACAACUAUUGUUUGUUUGACUGUUAGUACCUGGAAAGGAAACAGGGUUAGGUAUUACAUCUACUGACAACCUACCGUGUUUCCCCGAAAAUAAACCCUACCCCGAAAAUAAGCCCUAGUCGGAUUUUCGGGGUGGGCUGCAAUAUAAGCCCUACCCCGAAAAUAAGACCUAGGCAUUUUACCUUUUCGGCGAGACUUCCUUCUUCUACUGUAGGAGGAGCGUUGCGGGCCGCGGCAUCGCGCAACGUGAUGACGACAUUUUGCAGCGCCGUCAGUCUGCCUUCACGGAUCUUCAGCGGAAGGAUCCAUUUCCAGGCGGUGAGGCUCCCAGUGGUCGGACUCGGCAAGGAAACUUUGAAAUGUGAGUACCGGUAGAUAUUUUAUGUCUGGGACUGAAUUAAUUAAAGGGGGUGGGGGGUGAAUUAAUUAAAGGGGGGUGAAUUAAAGGGUGGGCUGGAUUAAUUAGAGGGGGGUGAAUUAAUUAAAGGGGGGUGAAUUAAUUAAGGGGGGUGAAUUAAUUAAGGGGGCUGGAUUAAUUAGAGGGGGUGAAUUAAUUAAAGGGGUGGUGAAUUAAUUAAAGGGUGGGCUGGAUUAAUUAGAGGGGGGUGAAUUAAUUAAAGGGGGGUGAAUUAAUUAAAGGAUGGACUGGAUUAAUUAGAGGGGGUGAAUUAAUUAAAGGGGUGGUGAAUUAAUUAAAGGGUGGGCUGGAUUAAUUAGAGGGGGUGAAUUAAAGGGGUGGUGAAUUAAUUAAAGGGUGGGCUGGAUUAAUUAGAGGGGUGAAUUAAUUAAAGGGGUGGUGAAUUAAAGGGUGGGCUGGAUUAAUUAGAGGGUGGUGAAUUAAUUAAAGGGUGGGCUGGAUUAAUUAGAGGGGGUGAAUUAAUUAAAGGGGUGGUGAAUUAAUUAAAGGGUGGGCUGGAUUAAUUAGAGGGGGGUGAAUUAAUUAAAGGGGUGGUGAAUUAAUUAAAGGGUGGGCUGGAUUAAUUAGAGGGGGUGAAUUAAUUAAAGGGUGGGCUGGAUUAAUUAGAGGGGGUGGAUUAAUUAGAGGGGGUGGAUUAAUUAGAGGGGGGUGGAUUAAUUAAAGGGGGGGUUCAAUGUACAUACCGGUACCGUAAAUAAAUAAGCCCUACCCUGAAAAUAAGCCCUAGUGUGUUUUUUGUGACUAAAAUUAAUAUAAGACCCGGUCUUAUUUUCGGAGAAACACGGUAGCCUGUUUAGUCACAGUGGCUAUUAUUGCUGCGGCACCUGUUGUUGUUGCUGCGGUUGCACAGGUAGUUCUGCAAUUGGAGCUAUCCCUAAAAAAGGAUUGAGAGCAAAGACUUGGUUAAUCUUUGUCAUUUCCUCCAUUAAUUUGCCCAUCUGGUCUGUCAAUUGACCAACCUGACGACGCAAAUUAUUUCCCCCAUUGCCGUUUUGUCUUUGCCCAUUAGAAUUUGGCUGGGAUGGCUGAGACUGUUGGGAGUUAUUGGAAGCAGAUUGGUUGUUUCUGUUUCCAUAUCUCCUAUUUUUCCUUUCUCCUUUGCAUUUAUCUCUAUCUUCCCUUUGUCCUAACUUUUAAAGGGCCAGACUCUCUGUACGUCAUCAGUUAAUAACCCAAUAGAAGCACUAAAGGUGUGGUUAUCUUCCAGAUCGCAAUUUAGGUAUUUAGUCUAUAGAGGGCAGUCUUGUCCCACUAAACAUACCUAUCCAGGAAAGAGUUAACUUUUCUGGUUGGCUAUUUUGAAGUCAUUUUGUGUUAUCUUUAUAGUGCCAUAAUUUAAAAUUUCAAAGGGGUUCUUUUAGUUUUGUCCAGACUAUGUGUCUGGCAAAUCUGCUAUAAUUCUGAUAUGGCAGAGAUCAAGAACUAAGCUUCUUACCCUUUUCCAUACAAUGGUACCUUUAUAUAUAUAUAUAGACAGUUAAAUUUUAUUAUUUAAUCUUCUGUCACAAUUGUCUGGGUUUAGAUUUGAUUAUAUUCCAUUAGCAUUAGACAGUCUGUCCAACCCCCUUCCUUAUCACUUGGCUUGUAUAUACUAUGCAUUCCUUAGCUCUGGCAAAGAGGCCAGUCUUACAGAAAGAAAUCCUGUGUCUCUUUGUCUUUGUUAACUUGGAAUAACAAAAUGGAGUCUGGUCUGUUCAGAGUGACUCAGAAUAUACACUUUUAGUUUCUAUCAUAGCACAAAAUGUCUGCCGAUAUAAAUACUCUGACAGGUUUUCUACCAAAAGUGGUGCAUAGCCCGUCUGGCCAAAUUACACAGAAGAGCUACUGUAGUUGCUCAUAUUGCUGAAUAACUAUUCUGGCCAGAUAGAAAGGUGUCCGUAUACACAAUGCAUUGCAGUUUGCUGCAUAUGGAACUGCUUAGCCGCAGAAUUGUCAGAGUGCCCAUGAUGACCCCUGUCCACCACCGAAAUUGCCUUAAAUGGGGAUGUGAACACCAGAACUGGACCAUGGAGCAAUUAAAUAAGGUUGCCAGAUCUGAUGAAUAAUGUUUUAUUUUAGAACAGGUGGAUGGCCUGAUGCAUUUCUGUGGAAGAAAUGGCAGUAGGAUGCACUAUGGGAAGAAGGCAGGACCGUUGAGGCAGUGUUAUGCUCUGGGCAAUGUUCUGCUGUGGCUUUGUGGGUACCACCUACCUAGAGAUUGCUGCAGACCACGUAGCCCCUUCAUGGCAAUGGUUUUCAUUGAUGGCAGUGUCCUCUUGCAGCAUGGUAAUGCACCAUGUAAUUUGAGCAUGACAAAGAGUUUAAGGUAUUGACUUGGCCUCCAUAUUCCUCAGAUCUCAAUCCGAUUGAGCAAUUGUGGAUUGCGCUAGCACAAUAUGUCUGAUCCAUGGAGGCCCCACUUUGCAACUUGCACGACGUAAAACUUAAAGGAUCUGCUCCUACGUUCUUGGUGCCAGUUACCACAGGGCACAUUCAGAAGUCUUGUGGAGUCCAUGCCUUGAUGCAUCUGAGCAAAUUUUGCAGCAUAAGGGGGACCACACUAUUAGGCAAGUGGUUUUAAUGUUGUGGCUGAUCAGUGUAUCAUUUAGGCAAAUAAAAGCACAAAUUUAAGAAAGAGCUUUUCUUAAUUUUGCCCCCUGUUUUGGUAUCCAGUGUAUAGUACAACAACGUGCAUUCUAUAUUCAUGUACCACAGGCAUUCUGUAUACAUGCCUUAAUUUAAUAUCCUUUGGAAUAAUGGCGCACCAAAUUUAGCUUGUUUAGUUUUGCUCCAAGCCAAUAAUUUAUUUUCAGAUGAACCGAAAUUCGUAAAAAUAAAUGUAUUGAAAUGAAACUAAACACAUUGUUCGUACAUGCACAUCUUUAGGACAAAAACAGCAUAAAAUAAAACAUAACUCCUAAAACUGCAAAGAAAGUUAUAUACCACAGUAGAGAAGAAUGGAAGGGCAGGCAAUGGGAUGGACAGUUUAAAAAGUAUUUUAAACUAGUGUUCAGUUCAAACUAAACUUUCAGCUCCUACUCAAGUCAGGGGCGAUUAGCCGCGAGGCAACAAGGCUGCAUUUGCCUUGGCUUAUUUUUCAGGGGCGGCAAAAACGCCGCCUCAAAUGCCUAUGGCAGUUUAGUUAGCCUUGCGGCUAACUGAUAUCCUUCGGGAGUGGAGCGGUGUCGGUUAGGAGUUUUUUCCUGGAGCUGACUGUUAAGCCUUUCGCUGCUGCCGGUGCUGCAGAGCAGGCUGGGAUGAAGAUGACGCCAUCUUCCUGCUCCCAGCCUCACUUCAGCGGCCGGGCGUGCCAUGGUGGCUGAGCAGUCAGCUCAGGGGAAGAGCGCCGGGGCCAAGGCUCCGCCUGCCAGCGCCGCCCGCCCGACCGGCAGCCAAUGGACCACCUGACCACCAGGGAGAGAGACCCCCCCCCCCAGCACUCCCAAAGGUAAGGAGGUUGGGGGGGGAAUUUAAAUAAAAAAAAAAAGUUAAUGUGUGUGUGUGUGUGUCUGACUGUGUGUGUGUGUUUGUGCCUGACUCUGUGUGUGUGUUUGUGUGUUUGUGUCUGUGUGUGUGUCUGACUGUGUGUGUUUGUGUCUGACUCUGUGUGUGUGUUUGUGUCUGACUGUGUUUGUGUCUGACUGUGUGUGUGUGUUUGUGCCUGACUCUGUGUGUGUGUUUGUCUGUGUGUUUGUGUGUGUGUUUGUGUCUGUGUGUGUGUCUGACUGUGUGUGUUUGUGUCUGACUGUGUUUGUUUGUGAGUGUGUGUAUGUGUGUGCCUGACUCUGUGUGUGUGUUUGUGUCUGACUGUGUUUGUGUAUGUGUGUGUGUGUGUGUGUUUGUGUCUGACUGACUGUGUGUGUGUGUUUGUGUCUGACUGUGUGUGUGUGUGUGUGUGUGUCUGACUGUGUGUGUGUUUGUGUCUGACUGUGUGUGUUUGUGUCUGACCGUGUGUGUGUAUUUGUGUCUGACUGUGUGUGUGUGUAUGUGUGUGUGUGUGUUUGUGUGUGACUGACUGUGUGUGUGUGUUUGUGUCUGUGUAUGUGUCUGACUGUGUGUGUGUUUGUCUGUGUGUUUGUGUGUGUGUGUUUGCGUCUGACUGUGUGUGUGUCUGACUGUGUGUGUUUGUGUCUGACUGUGUUUGUGUGUUUGUGAGUGUGUGUGUGUGUCUGACUGUGUGUGUGUUUGUGAGUGUGUGUGUGUGUUUGUGUCUGUGUAUGUGUCUGACUGUGUGUGUAUGUUUGUGUCUGACUGUGUGUGUAUUUAGAAGGUGGGGCGGGAGGAAGGGUUGGGUGGGGGUGGCGCGGGGGGAGGGGGGCGCCUGAGUUUUGUCCUGCCUAGGGCAGCACAAAACCAGGAUACACCACUGACUCAAGUCCCAAAUAACCUCAGCAAAGGCUGAAGGAAAUCUUUAAAAAGUGGUCUUUGGUGUUAUGAUAAAUGGCAGUCAGAAAGGUGGUUGGCCUGCUUAUUGCUUUAACUUAAAGUAUUAACAUUGGCUGGAACUCUUUGCAUUUGAUAUAGAAACUUUUUUUUGUUUUUGUUUUGUUUUACCCCUUGCGCAAAAUGUUUGUGUUUAUACUAAAUAAGAGAAAUAGUUGACUUAAUAAUGAUAAUGUUCUGUUGUGUUCCAGAGCAAAGUAUGUGCCUACAACAAGAGCUCUAAACACAACCAGGUUCCUUGCAAAUGACACUGAAUACAUGCCAUGGCAGGCAGCCCUGAACAGUCUGAGUUUCUUUACACAGAUGUUUGAUCGCUCAGAGGUGUACGGACCAAUGAAGGUAAUAACUUUGUCAUAAUUCUUCCAGAACUUCUACACUGUAAGGUCUAUGACUGGCAGAACUUUCCACAUAGCAUGUUCACUAUAAUUUGGUCAUUCGAAAAACAAAAACAAAAAACUUUUGCACUUUAAAAAUACAAAUUCUGAUUAGUAAUAAAAUAAUGUGGAUUUAAAACUUAUUCAAGGUUCACUGACAUAUUUGAGCAUAGUGGAGAAUUGUUAAAUGAAUUUCAAGUUUUAAGCCAAUUAGGGCAGCUGGAGACAUUUUCUAAUUCUUUUAGUCUGAUCUAAAAUUUGCAAUUACCUUCAAUUCUCUAUAAUUCCUAGUUAGUUUAAUAAACCUACAAGUAUUUGUUUUGCCUAAAUCUUAUAACUAAAAAAAAAAUGACAUCAAAAUAAAAAAAAAUUGUGGGUGUGGUGGAACUGAGCCUUCAAGCGGGAUGGACAUGUAUUGCAUGAGCUCCCAUUUAUUCUGCCAAUUGUCGGGGGAAAUUACCCAUUUAUUGAGGCAACACUCUUUAUGUUGGGGGUACCCUGCAUUUUUUUGGCUAGACCUCAACCAGGACUUUAAGCCUCCAGGAACCUGCAGUGAACCGCUGUGGCCUACAAGUGAUGCAGCUGGGGAGAGGCGACCGCUCUCCUCUCUCUUACUCAAAACAAACACCAUUCAACUCCCGGAUCAGUGGGGCAGGGAGGGGGUAGGGGGAAGAGUAUGCUGGUCCCCACUGAACUGUUUCCAGUAGCUUCAGGGUUUUUCAGUGGUUAUUAACAACCAUUCCUGGCUGAUCUCUGGAUGCAACAGUACCUCACAAGAUGGCGGACGCAAGGUCUCCGCAAGACCUCACUGUGAGUUCCCUGAUGCGGCUCGACACGAUUUUCGCAUGAUUAUAGGCUACGCUUGAGGACCGUGUGACAGCCACACUUAGAAUCUAGGAGCCAUCUAAUAAAGUUAGGAGCCAGAUUUAUCAAUGUCAAAAAUACAAUUAUUAAAGGGACACUAUAGUCACCAUAACCACUACAGCUUAAUACCCUUGUUCUGAAGUAAAUGCUGACUUUUCAGACAAAAGACAGUUUCCCCCUGGACAACUUGGGAAGUGGGGGCAUGACUGCUGCACAUGAAUAAGGGGCUGGAUUAUAAAAUUAUACAAUGUUGCAAAGUGGUCCGUUUGGUAGGAGGCCGAGGGAGGAGACUAGUCAGCAGAGACAAGGGACAGGUGAAUACUGAAUUUUCAAGGGAAAGAAGAAUACUGACUUUUAAAUUUGUCCAGUUUUGUCCUGAAGAUUUCUGCAAGCAAAAAGAAGAAAAAUAAGUUGUUAGGCUGACCAGAGGUCUGUGAGACCCUGUGUGAUACCCCUUCCAGGAUGACUACAGCAACAAUGAUGGCUGAAUCUGACUUGUAGAGGCUCCUGCAGGCCUACCAGGCAUCCCACGGGCCAGAAGGCGCUGGAGGCCCUGGUAUCAGGUGUGGGAGCAGCAUCGGGGACCGCAGGGACAACGGAUGUCGUUGCGGUGGCUGGCGGAUGGAGGGCCAGAUGGUCCAGGCCUCCGUAGCGUUUAUCCCCCAGUCCAGUGAGGAGAGAUGACGGGGGCAACAUGAGACCCAGGGGAUUGCUGGCAGCGGUGAGAGGACAUCGCCAGCGGUAGCCGCGGGCGCAGGAGACGGUCCACACGAGGAGGAGCAGGUGAGGCCCAAGAUGGCGGCCCCAGCAAUGGCAGCGAGCCCGCCAGAAGAUCGCGCAGUUCGCAUGCGUCUUUUCCGGCCAGAGCGGAAGUGACGAUAUCACGCACGCAAUGUGGCGUGCGUGCACAGGAAGUCGGCGCAGGAAUGCAGGGCGAGUACGGGACUGCUGCGCAGGGGGGAGAGCGCCAGUCCCAGGCCUUGGCGCAGCACCAUCUACAUGACAGGAGCAGCAGGUACAGACAGCGGCCCGGCUGUACAGGCGGCCAUGGGUCCCCAACAGCACCUUCUGAAGAGGGCAGUGCCCAGUCUGGAUCGGAGGAGGAGAGAACCACUGUUCCAGUGCUGAUUCCUGCGACGGGUACCGGUGAGUAUUGCGCUAGCGCAUGGGAAGCGCUGGGAACUAGUAAGGGAUCCAGUGAGCAGGGUCUUCAAGGGGAUAGUGUUCUCUCAUUGCUUAGGGCUGUACUAGCCAGGCUGCCAGAGGGUGCUGCUCAGGCCAAGGCGCAGGUUAGUGUCCCUAUGCAGGCGUUGGUGUCUGGUCGUCCCCCUAUGCCAGGUUGCAAGAUGGCACCACAAGGGAUGCAUAUGCCCCUGGAGGUCAGGGAUAAAAUAAUCAGGGGUGAGUUUAUAGAUGUAUUAACCCUGGUUCCCCCGACCGGGAAUCUGUGGACAAACCGCGCCGCAGGAAGUCGGCGGAGGGAGAGACAGGUAAGAUUCCAUGCACCUUUGGAAACUGGCUCCAAGGGUUCAUGGUAUAUAGAGAAGGCCCCGGCACUGUUCGGAUAUGUGAAUCUUAUUUGGGGGGCGUACAAAGUUUAUGGGGGCCAAUGCUGGUUUCGCUACGACCAGCAAUUUCGUCAACAAAAAAAAUGGCGUUUAGUCUGGGUAUGGGCUUUGGGGUGCAGGACGGCAGCUUGUGGAUGCUGUUGAUGACCCCCUCGAGGCCAGCCCCCUUUACCAGUGCUCCGGCAGGGACGUGCAAGGGCGUGUGCUGGCUUUUUUAAUGAGAGCCACUGCAAGUGGUACGGAGCUUGCAGGUUUAAACAUGAGUGUUUGAGGGGCGGAGUGGCUCAUCCAGCUCAUCCAGAGGGUGCCGGUGAGCGUGGUAAGGAUGCGAUCGACUGGUAUCCUACCUGGCGGGCAGCUGAGAUUUUGUUGGAUGGGUUUUCCGUGGGUUUUCGGGAUUCCGUUUGUACAUUCAGAUUCCCCUUCCCUCUCUAGUAAUUUGAAGUCCGUGCUGGGAAAAGAAGAGAUUUUAGCGGAGAAGUUGGACAAGGAAGUGUGAAGGAGGCGCAUGGCUGGCCCAUUGGCAGUUCCGCCCUUUUACAAUUUACGGGUCUCUCCAUUGGGCUUGGUGACCAAAAGGAUUCCGGAGCUUUUUGGCUCAUUCACCACCUGUCAAACCCAUCGGGUGGUUCGGUGAAUGAUGAUAUUGAUAAAGAGGUGUCCCGCGUUAGGUACGCAUCUUUUGACAGGGCUCUUGAAUUGCUUAGGGAGGCCGGAGCCGGGGCCUUGCUGGCGAAGUCUGAUAUUGAAUCCGCUUUCCGGCUCCUUCCAGUGCAUCUGAAAUGUUUUCAUUUACUAGGUUGUCAGUUUAAUGGUUCGUUCUUUUUUUUACUUUUUCAUGUUCGUACUUUGAGAUGUUCGCCUCAUUUCUCGAAUGGGUGGUAGCGCAGGUCACUGGCUGUUCGUCCAUUACGCACUAUUUGGACUAUUUUUGUUCAUGGGAGUUCGGGCGUCGGACACAUGCGUCUGUCUAUUGGAGUCGUUUAGGGAGGUCUCGGUGGACUUUGGGGUUCCACUGGCAGAAAACAAGACAGUGGGGUCAGUGGAGGUCCUCUCCUAUCGGGGCAUAGAGAUUCAUAUCUCACUCAUGGUCUUUCGUCUGCCGGAAGGGAAGCUGGAGUAAUUACUCCUGGUAGAUAUGGUGAAGGGUGCAAAAAAAGUGCAGCUGAGGCAAAUCCAGGUGCUUUUGGGUCACCUCAAUUUUGCUUGUUGUGUGCUCUCUACGGGACGGGCAUUCUGUAGGCGUCAACCCUUUCGCUUUAUUCAAGUUACCAGUCAGCUGCGGGAUUAUCUGCAGAUGUGGAGUUCCUUCCUCGGUACAUAUGGUCAGUCAUGUUGGUUGCGUCCUGCUACGUCAAAUACGGAUCUCGAGCUGUUCACGGACGCCUCAGGGUCUGUGGGGUUUGGCGCGUACUUCCACGGUCGCUGGUGUACAGACACAUGGCUGCUUUCGUGGAAGGAGAGUGAGCUAAAGGGCAACCUUGAGUUUCUGGAGCUCUUCCCCAUCGUGGUAGCAGUGGAGCUGUGGGGCGAAGGGCUCUCGAAUAGGAAGGUGAUGGUGCGCACGGACAACAUGGGUGUUGUCCAUGUAAUUAAUCGGUCUAGCUCUGCGUCGCCUCCGGUGCUAGCGCUGCUUAGGCGGAUAGUGCGUCAUAAUGUGUGGAUUGUAGCGUGUCAUGUGCCAGGCGUGCUGAAUGUCAUCGCCUUUCUCGGUUUCAGUGGGACCGGUUUCGGGAGGUGUUAGUUUGUCAUCGGAUUGGAAAGGGGCUUGUCGACAGCGGCGGGUAGGCUGCGUGUGACGCUGGAACUCUUGGAGUCGCUAAGCGCGGCUGGUAAGUCAGUAGCGGUUGCGAGUAGGCAUUUGUCUGCUCUCUCCUUUUUGUGGUGAUGGUGAAAGGAUGGAUGCGAUGUUGAUGACCGGACUCUCGUAGGCCGAUCUCAUUUGAGGUACUGGUGACGCUGUUGUCCUUCCUUCCUCAGGUGUGCUCACUUGUUCGGCUCUUUCGAGUGGCCUUUUUACUGUGCUUUUUCAUAGCGCUGCGGAUUGGGGAAUUGGUAGCACCCAGGGCCUCGAUGCACUCGCGGUUGUGGCUCAGAGAUUUGGAGCUGUGAGCAUCGCGCUGACCAUAUACGAAGGUCAAAAACGGAUCAGGCAGGCAAAGGGGCCAAGGUUCGUUUCGGAGUUACAGGGGGUGUAUAUUGCCCAGUUCGGCUAGUGAGGUAGUUCCUCCAGUUUUGGGGUCAACGGGAGGGGUCCCUUUUGGUUCACCAGAAUGGUACAUCGCUGAGUCGGUUUCAGUUCUCUCGGAUUCUGUAGGUAUGCAGACCCUACCCAGUACACGUCACAUUCCUUCCGUGUAGGUGCGGCGACGCAGGCGAUUCAGAUGGGUCUUCCGGUGGAGGCGUUAAAACGUCUAGGAUGAUGGAAGUCAGGCCGGUAUCAGCUAUAUGUACUCAUCCAAAUGUUGUUAUGGUUUAGCAAUUUCCCCUUCUCUCUCCCCCUCUUCCUUCUCAAUUUGUUAAUUAUGUGAUUCCUGGAUGUAGGGUUGUUAUGUCUUUUCUUUCAUUCUAGGCAGGGGUCCGCGCUUCGUAUGGAUAAUAGGGCACUACUAUGUGUACUGGGCAGCCCAGUGCGCGUAAGACAGAGUGUAUGGCCGUAACUUGAGUUUUCCCUAUGAGUCAUUUAGGGUACAUUGGAGGGGUUAAGGGGAUUACGCUGGGACCAAAUGUACUCUGAAUGUCUUCAAUUGAGCCGCAGCGUCUCCGGUCCAGUCAUCCUGGUAUUGCACGCGGGCGGGAAUGACAUUGGACAGCGGCGGUCGGUCGAUCUCAUCCAGGCCAUGAAGCAAGAUGUGGCGCGCUGCUUUGCUCUUUUUUUAAGGACUUGAUUGUAGUUUGGUCAGAAAUCAUCUCUCGCCCAGUAUGGCGGGUGAGCGCACAUGGCAGAGGCUUAGAGAAGUGUAGGAGGAAGGUCAACAUGACGGUCUCUAGAUUUAUUCGGCUCAUGGGGGGAGUUGUAGUACGCCACUUUCAGCUGGAAGGAGAUAAUGCUAAUGUCAUGCAGGGGGAUGGUGUACAUUUGUCACGGGUAGGCUUGGACAUAUUCAAUGUGGGACUCCAGUCAGGAAUUGAAAUUGCGCUGUCGGCGGGAGGGCGCAAUGCCGGCGCAGAGUAAGGUUCGCGAGGAGGGCAUCACGGUGGCAGUAUCAUGGACAGCGCAAAUUAAAGGUUAAAAUGAAGAGUGGCUUUGGGAAGAUGACUACCCGCGCGGGAGCUGAUGGCGGAGUGCCGGCUGUUUAGGCUCAUGGAAAAAAGGUUGGGGGAACUUUCUGUUGGGCAACCGCUCAACAGCUGACAGAUUUGGAUAGUGUUAAAAGUUAUAAAUGUAAUAAAUCUGUGGCCGUUGCCCUUAUCCACUAAGAAGGUAUCUGGUGUGUUAUUGGGGGGCAAUGGUGGGGACAUGGAUUAUCGGUCAGCAGUCAAGUGUUUACAUUGCUGCCCGCUGACACCUCUAGUGACAGUCACUCAGACUGAUUUUCAUAGAGAUGCAUUGAUUCACUGCAUCCCUAUGAGGAGAAGUUGAUUAUCGCAGUAGGGCAUUUUGCAGCAAAUGCGCAAUAGUCUCCCGAUGAUUUCCUAUGUGGAAGCAUUAGAUUAGCUGAGAUCAUCAAUAUUGAUGAUCUCAGCCAUGGAGGUUGGGCCAGCAUGGAGUGGGAAAAAAGAUGAGUAAAAACAUCUCUCAUGUGAUUGAAGGGGGGCAGGUCACCUAAACAUACACACUCACUGACACACACUGAUUUGAUACACACACUCACUGACAAACACACACAGACACACAGACUCACUCACUGACAGACACACACACACACACUAACUCCCUAAUUUGACAUACACACACACACGGACUUGAGACACACACUGAUAUAGCAACACUCCCUCACAAAUUACUUUUUUAUUUUAAUUAAUCUACCCAGCCUCCCUACCUUUGGGAGAGCUGGAGUGUAUCAGUUUCCCCUGGGUCCAGUGGGGAUGCUGUCAUCUCCCUAAGUUUCCUAGAGUGCUGUUUAGUGAUGCUGAGCUGGCCUGACAUAACCCGGCUCCCAGCAUCACUCGAAGGUGCACAGAGCAGGGCGAUUAUGGUUCUCUUGCUGCCGCCGCUGCACUAAUUUAGCCGCCCGCCUCCCUCAGCUCUCCAUGAGCUGGUGGCCCACCUGCCUUCCUCAGUCCUCCAUGAGCCGACUAAAUGCCUCCCCUCUCAGAAAGCCAGUCACCUCUGGGGCUGAACAGGCUCACAAAUCCCUGGCUUACCUGGUAUGAAGGUAAUUCGAAGCAAGGCCUUAUGAAAACAUCCAUGCAUGAGGAAGACAGUCCACCGACCGCAGCAGUCAACUAUUCCACCAUUCCGCUCUAUGCCAAUAAGGAGGGACUUGGACUCUAAGAGGCCCAGAGACUGUGGCACUGUGCAAUCGGUCCUUGUACAAGCCUGGGGGUGGAAGACAAUCGUAUCCCUCUCCUGGCACCGUUAUGCUGACCCCCUAUGAUAACCACCAUGAUCAAAUCCUGAGUCCACCAACUGUGGGCGUUGGAUGAUACCUCUUUUGCUAAUGUGCUAUUCUGAGUUGUGCAACCAGGGAUUGUUGUAGAUACCAAUUUGUUUUAUUUUAACAGAUUUACGUUUGGUUGUAUCCUAGUUUACUUACAGCUUUUAGCUUCUACCAUUCAGAGUGCCUUGCAUGUUUACUCUCAUACAUUAUUCUAUAGACACAACUCUCCAUGUCCAGAUGAUCUUCUCUAAUAUGUGUGCCUAGCAUUUUGCAAUAAUUAUAUACAAAUGUGCAGUUACUAUGUCUUAAAAAUGUUUGCAAUAGGUGUUGUGGCAAUGCAAGUCUGUUUGUACUACUACUAUGCAUAGCAAAAAUGCAGAAUUGUAAAAAGUAUGUGUGUGUGUGUGUAUGUGUAUAUAUAUAUAUAUAUAUACAUAUACAUAUAUAGAUUGAACAAAAUUAUAAACGCAACACUUUUGUUUUUGCUCCUAUUUUUCACAAGUUGAACUCAAAGAUCUAAGACUUUUUCUGUGUACACAAGAGGCCUAUUUCUCUCAAAUAUUGUUCACAAAUCUGUCUAAAUCUGUGUUAGUGAGCACUUCUCCUUUGCCGAGAUAAUCCAUCCACCUCACAGGUGUGGCAUAUCAAGAUGCAAACGUGUGCCUAGAGAACAGAGAUGGGUGAAUGGGUAGUAAUUUAAAGGUAUGAACUAUGUCAGUUUUACUGAGCCAUGCCCCUAUCCCUGCUGAAAUGAUUGCAUCUAUGGCAUUAUCUCGUAUGGUGUAUUCUUGUGGAAAUUCCUCUGAGGGAAUCAUGGAGUUAAGACUAGGGACUGCUGAGGAGAGUGGCACGGUGCGGUCUAUAAUUGAAGAUUAUGCUAGCUUUAGUGUACUAAUAAUCUUAAUUUUAAUAAGGACAGGAGGCGAGUAUUUUGCAUUAACUCUCUUUACUAAACUCCACAGCAGUAAAGAAAAACGUAAAGAGUAACAAAUAAAUCACUGAGCAGCAUAGUAUAUAAGGGUCAUGCUGCCUGUACACUUCCUCUUUCUUAAAGCGACAUCCAAGUCCAGAUAGAGCUCGAACAUCCAGAAACUCAACGAAACGGUAACUGAGGUCUCUGGCGAGCGGAACUUGAGGAGGCUCCUGGUAACGAGAUAGGAGGAGAGACCAAACGAAGCCGUCAUCCCAUCUUACGGAGUCGUGAGGUUAACGAACCAGCGACCAGUGGAGGUCCUGAAGAGGGUUACACUGAAAGGAGAGUAUAAAAUCGGUUAGGUACUGAACCGUAACUGUUCACGCCUGUGGGCUUUAACAGAAUGGUGUAAAUUAAACAGUACAGACAGAUUGUAAGCUGGCCAUAGGCUAAAUAUGUGUAGGUGUAAGCAUGUUGUACAACUAAACUGUCCGUCUAGGUGGAAACACUGGGAAUAGAGAUGGAAGGGAUACCGAAUAUGUCCAGAAGAUAGUGGAACCACUAAUAUGAAUCCCAAAAUCCAUCACCUUAAGAUCCACUCCCCCGAGGAGUCAGGGUAGGGAACAAAAGGGAGGGAAAAUACUCGCCUCCUGUCCUUAUUAAAAUUAUUAGUACACUAAAGCUAGCAUAAUCUUCAAUUUUAUAACAUGACAGGAGGCUUCCUAUUUUGCAAUUUUAACGCUGAAGAAGUGACAUCCCAGCAGAAGGGGGAGUGCGAAAAUAAAAUGUACGGAAAGUGGAUUCCCUAGACCAGUCGCCGUUCUGAGAAUAUCCGAGAGGGACGCCCUUGCCAGGAAGGCUGAUGAAGUCGCCGCACCGCGAACGGAGUGGGCGCCGAAAGCGGGGUCUAUACCUGCGAGGGAAAGGAUCCAGCGGAUCCAUCGGGCCAAGGUGGUGACCGAGACUGGGGCGUGAGGGCGCACGUAGGAGACUAAGAGUUGGCCCGACGUAGAGGACCGGAGCGAGGAGGUAACCGAAACAUACCUGCGGAGGGUGGACACGACGCAAAGCUGCGGGUCGUCGGGAAAAAAUGGGUAAAAGACCGAGGUCGAACCCGACUUAGUGCGACGGGAAAUGUGAAACGUGACCCCUUCAGGGGCCACUUCGAAAGCGUCCACGUCGAAGGCCCGAACGUCUGAAACCCGUCGGAAAGAUACGAGACAGAGGAGGAAAGCGCACUUAGCGGAUAGUUGGCGUAGGGAGAGGCGGUCAUUCGGAAAGCCAAUCCCUGAAGAAGCGGAGAACCAGUCCCACAUCCCAUAGGUGAGGGUAUCUGGGGGCCGGGGGACGGCGGAGCCGCAUACCGUGGAGUAGACGGCAGACCAGAGGGUCUUUGCCGACCGGGAGAUCCCCGACGGGGGUGUGAGCCGCCGAAAUCGCGGAGCGCACGACAUUGACCGAACGGUAAGAGCGGCCAGAUGAAAACAAGGAGGAGAGAAAAUUAAGAAUCAUGGGAAUAGGUGCUGUAAAGGGAUCGGAGUCCCGUUCCAUGCACCAAGUAGACCAGGAGGCUCAAACUGAAAGGUAACAGCGUCUAGUUCACGGGGCCCAUGAGUCCCAUAAGAGGUCCCUAGCAGCCUGCGAUAGUCCGCUGACUCGCCAGGAACCCCGGAAAGAGACCAAGCCACCAGGGGUAGCCGGUCUUCCAGGAGUAGUGGGUGGAGAUGCCCUUUGGGAUCCGUGAGCAGGUCCGGGAAGGAUGGUAGGAGAAGAGGGUCCCUGUAGGAGGAGGCCAGGAGGUCCGGGAACCAUGGUUGGCUCUGCCACAAGGGCGCUAUGACAACCAGUUUGAUCUGUUGCGUCCGUAUCUGGUGUAGUGUUCUCGCAAUCAUGGAGAAUGGGGGAAAGGCGUAGGCUCCUGUCGACGGCCAUUGUUGGAGAAAUGCGUCUGUCGCCUUGAGCCAGCUGAAGAACUCCGGGGUCUGGUGAUUGUUGCGAGAGGCAAACAGAUCCAGGUGAAAGGGACCCCUCCGGGCUGCAAGGGCCCUGAAGAUUCUCGUGUUUAGCUUCCAGUCGCUGACGUCUCUCCAGUGGCGAGAGAACCAGUCGGCUGUGAGAUUGAUUUCUCCUGGCAAGUAUUCUGCCUGUAGCGUGAUGUUGCGAGGGAGGCAAUAGUCGAAAAUGCCUUUCGUGAUAUCCGACAGCAGGCGAGAGCGAGCGCCUCCCAGGCGGUUGAUGUACUGGACUGCGGAUACAUUGUCCAUGCGCAGGAGGAUGCAGCAGUUGGAUCUUUCCCGGGCCAAGCUGCGAAUCGCGAAGGAUCCUGCCAGGAGUUCGAGGCAAUUGAUGUGCAUGGAGAGCUCCUGCGCCGUCCAUGUUCCCCCCGUGGAGAUGGUUCCGUUGGUGGCACCCCAUCCCCACAGGCUGGCGUCUGAUUCCAGUACGAAGUCUGGAGCGUCUCUGAAUAUGGCCCUGCCGUUCCAGGCUUGCAUGCUGUCCAGCCACCAUGAUAGUUCCUCGCGAACCUCCAUCGUCACCGGGACGGGUUGGUCGUAAGUGGGCCUGCGGCGUAGGUAUUUCGCCUUGAGACGUUGCAUGGCCCUGUAGUGGAGGGGACCCGGAAAUAUGGCCUGAAUGGAAGCCGAGAGGAGUCCUACAAUCCUGGCCAGAUUGCGUAGUGGAAUGGAAUCGAGACGGAGAACCCUGCGAAUCUCCUUGCGAAUGGCUGUGAUCUUUGAGGCUGGUAGCCUCAGAGUGCAUGUCGUCGAGUCGAUCUCGAAGCCGAGGAAUUGUAUCGUCUGGGUAGGGGUCAGCUCCGAUUUCUGUUGGUUUACGAUAAAACCCAAGGACUCCAGUAGGGAUACUGCCAGGUGAGUGUGUUGGCGUAGUCUGUGUUCGUCGGCGCAGAAGAUGAGGAGAUCGUCUAAGUAGAUGAUGCAUCGAAUGCCCCUUGAUCUUAGGUGGGCCACCACUGGUUUUAGGAGUUUGGUGAAACACCAUGGGGCUGAGCUGAGCCCGAAAGGGAGGCAAGUGAAUUGCCAAGGGCCUCCGUGCCAGAGGAAACGUGGGAGUGCUCGACAGUCCGGGUGCACCGGGACUGACAGAUACGCGUCCUUUAGAUCGAGCCUGGUGAACCAGUCGUUGCUUCGAAGAAGGUCUCGCAGUAGGUGGAUGCCUUCCAUUUUGAAGUGGCGAUAGACCACAUAUGCGUUGAGGGCGCGUAGAUUGAUGACGGGGCGGUAUUCUCCCGAUUUUUUCCGAACCAGGAAGAUGUUGCUGAAGUAGCCACCCCCGUCGCGGGCCGGCUGGAUAGCCCCUUUGUCUCGGAGCUCGCGUAGCUCCGUGUUGACGAGGUUGUGGUCGGAGGAUGACAUGUGGAUGGGGCGAGGGGGCUGAACCUGAAAGGGGGUCCCCACUAGGUCUAUGAUAUAUCCCUGUACAGUUUGUAGGAUCCAUGUGUCUGAGCAUAGGGCGGCCCAAUUCUGGAAAGAAAGGGAAAUACGGCCCGCAGUGCGGGUACAUGGUAACAGUGGAGGAAUAUGGGUCCUUACCUGCGGUAAAGCGGGAACGUCCGCGUCCGCGGGGUCCACGACCUCUAUCCGAGCCUCUGGAAAAGGGUUGCUGCCGGUAGUCUCUUGUCGGGUAAAAUGGUGUUGGUUGGGUGCGGGGGCCUGAAGGCCAAAAUCGGCUGGCGGCACGGCCCCGUUGCCGGCCAGCCCUUCCAAAAACCCCUCUGGUAGGGUUGCUUCUGAAAACUCUGCGCAUUGAGGACUGCGCCUUAUUAAGGGAGGUGAACACGUUCACGUGUUUGUUGAGUUCCUUGAGGAACGGUUCGCCAAAUAGUUUCCCUUGUGCCUGGGGCCCAAUCUCCUUUGUGCCAAGGUCUGCCAAUUUGCCGUUAAUACGGUACAACGCUGCUUUUCUUCUCUCCGAAGAGAGCGUAACAUUAGUGUUUCCGAUUAAACAAAAACACCGUUGUGCCCAUUCACGAACAUCAUGUGCCCAUUCCCUGAUGUCCUCAGCGGAGAAGGAAUCGGCUUAGGUGUAGGCAUCAUCAGCCAGAUACAUAAUGCGAGCCAGGGGGCCUACAGAAUCCAGCAGGUUAUCUUGGGUGCCCCAUAGGCCUUUCUCCACCCCUCGGCGAGGGUCUCUACCACUGCGCGUCAUGAAGGUUGACAUAACCUUGUCGAAUUCCGGGGUCUGAGCGACCUUAUCCAGCAUGGAAGGGCGUGGGCAUUCAGACCUGAGACGGCUGCGGACCUCUUUUUCCAGAGGUUUGCGGAGCCACAGGUGCAUAAACCUUGAAAGGUGUUCUGGAGGCGACCAGUCACCUGAUCUGGGGUGCCGAAUGUUGCGGGGGUCGAACAUCACCUGGCCUGAGGGGUCCAAGAUGGCGUCUGAAUCAAGAGGAGGCUCUGCGUCCGCAGUGUCCUCUGCAUCUCCUCUCUGGGCCGCACCCAGUAGGGUCUCUCGCAUGAAAGCGGAGACCGAUUUCUCGUCCGAGCCCCAUGCGUCGUAGUCCGAGUCAGAGGCGUCAGCUUGCCAUUCAUCCAGCACUGACAUGGACUGUGCGUCCUGCUCUUCGUCUGAAGAGUACUCCUGACGCAGGGCCGGGGUGUGUAAUUUGGCAGACUUGCGCUUGGCAGGUGCCUUACCCUUAGGCGGUUUGGGUGUGUAGUCUUCGCCUUUGUCAUGGCGUUUUUUAGGGCGGGAAUCCUCCCGUGCCUGAUGGUCGGACAACUCAGAAUCCGAUUCGUGGCGUGGACGUCUGCGUUUAGGUACGUCAGGAGCCGAAGCUCGGGUCUUGGAGAGUGCCUUCUCCACAGAGGCAGCGACAGCUGCGUUAAUCAUGGCCUGAAAGUCCACAGGGACGUUCUGGGAAUCUUCCAUGUUAGGGUAGGCUUAUAGGUCACUGAGAGGCACAGCAAUGAACGGGCACCCAGGUCUUGAUAGUAGGCGUAGGGUCAGAUUUGGAAGUAUGGUGGGAACAAGCCCAGAAUAACCCCAGCAGGGUAUAGUAGUGACCUUAUAAACUGGGGCUCACCCAGUUAGAGAGAACUGCAACAGCUAGUCUCCCAGUAAGCAGCGUCUUUAUAGUGGGGGCUCACCCCGGUUGCACAGGGUUGGUACCCUUAAGUGCAGGCCACAAUAAUAAUAAACAGGCAGCAGCACUGACCUGACUGACCCAGCCACAGUAUAGCUUGAUAGAAGCAGAUGAGGCACAGAGACUGAGUAGCAGGUUGAAAGCAGCAGAUGGAGUGCAGGAGCAGGUAAUCCUUCAGUCACAGGGGUGUCAGACACAAAAGGUGUGAAAACAGCAGCUUAGGAGGUAACAGCAAGUUAACACAGCCCCUAAUGAGAUGCAUGAGGCAAAACUAAGAUGGCCGCAAGAAUCUCGCGAUGUCCGCGAUCAAAAAUGGCGGCCACGAGGUAGGCCGCAAGCCGGGGACUAAAUUUUUUAGGCCGGCCGCGGGCGGAAGCGGGCCGGCGCGAAAACGGCCGCGAACAAAACCGGCCGCAAGGAGGAAGCCCAGGAGGGCACUCCAGGGUAGGGGGGCAGAGGGGGGACCUGGGGAGACCAAGGGGAAGCCCAGGGAGGGUCCCAGGAGGCACAGAGGGGCAGAAGGAGGCAGGAAAAACCCACAGAAAGCCCCUAGUCCCCCAGCCCUGGUAUAGAACAAAGAAAUAGAAGGAAAGGCUAAAACAAUGAUGAUAAAGUAUGUUGAAAUAGCAAGGAAUAAACAAGUAAUGACAAUAAAUGAAUAACAAGUAAUGACAAUAAAUGUAUAAAGCUCCAGGGGAGCAAAUAUUCUGACCUGUCUGCGAUGGAGCAGUAAAGAAAGAGGAAGUGUACAGGCAGCAUGACCCUUAUAUACUAUGCUGCUCAGUGAUUUAUUUGUUACUCUUUACGUUUUUCUUUACUGCUGUGGAGUUUAGUAAAGAGAGUUAAUGCAAAAUAGGAAGCCUCCUGUCAUGUUAUAAAAUUAGUCUUUAUUUUAAAGAGUUUUCCUGGUAACUAUGCCAAUUGGGUUUGUCCUCCAACUAGAAAAUGGAGAUCCCUAAAAGGCUCUAAUAGAAAUCCUUAAUCCACUUCGUGCUGUAACAGCCAAUCUACUGUCACGGUAUUUGCCAUAGCCGAUUGUAGGUUGUUGUAUUCUAUGGUUCUUGCUGGCCUGUGAAUAAUGCCUGGAUGGGAACCUACAAGUACCUUUGUUGAAGUUGUUACAUGUUUGUGAUUUCCCAAAUACACAAUUGGACAUCCUAAUUUAUCAUUGACUGGUUUGUCACUCUUUGCUUUGGUGCUUGGGGUGGCCAGGUUAGGAGAGAUGUCAGGUGAGAUUGGACCUAGAUUAGCUGAGUGUGAAGUGGAUGAUGCACAGAUUGCAGGAGCUAGUGUCCUCAGUCCAGCGAAGUAUCUGCAGAAAAGCUGUGUCCAGUUGACACCAAUCUGUUCUAACGUUAAGCUGGGCAAGAGCUGCAGACACCUUCGUUGAGAAGGACCGGUGGUAGUCGUAAAUGCCGUACCACCGUAUUUAUUACUUAAGUCCACCAGCUUGUGCCUGUAGAGAUCUAGUUCCUCUCUCCUGUGUGGGUAAACUGAACAUAUGACGUCUCUGUAUAUCCUGAAUGCUAACACUAAAAUUCAAGAUAGAGCGUCUUUUGCUCAGUCUAGUAUCCCUGGCAUUUAGAACGACAGAUAUAUCCCCGUAUGCAUAAGUGCGAUUCUCAACAAUAUCCUGGGAGGCAAACAAAAGAGAGAUUAGAUUAAUAUCUUUGCCCUCCAGGAUAUCUUUUAUUCUUUUUUAUUUUUUGGCACCAUGUGAGCUGAUUGAAUAACAUGUGAACCCGCACCUGCUGAUAGCUGUUACCAGAUUGUGUCUAAGUAGGGCCUGGUGGUUCAGUAGCGGGGGGCCCUGUUGAUGGUAUAGCAAGACUACAUGUUUCAAGUCUUUCCAGACUCCCAUUCAUCUGUCCCCUAGAGGACACGAGUGAGGAUAUCAUAGCCUGGAUAUCAGUGUUGUUUGAGCUACUCAUGCCCUCUCCAGCAUCUGUAUUAUCCGUAUAAAUUUGCAAGAGCCUAAAUAGCUCUGCCUUCCUAGCUGUUCUCAGGUAAGGAAUGUUGCGCCUGCAUAGUUCAUCCGCUAUAAGGUGGAUGGUCCAUGACCUGACUGAAGCAGGGCUAGUAGCAUCACCUUUAUGUGUUCAUGUAGUGGACCUGCUGCAGUACUGGGAUUAUACAUAUCAUCUCCUUUUUUGGGAAUCUGAGACAUACUGAAAUGUAGCAAUAAUUGGUUUGUAUCCAAACCAUUUAACUGGAUGGCUAGCUAGUGCUAAGUGGCGAAGCAAUUCACUAAGUUGGUGACAUGUGAGGCCCUGCUAGUUGCCAAGCGGCAUGAGAGGUUCUAUCUAUGCGUUGCACGAGAGAGUUUCAUGGCCACCGAAUGUUGUGGCCAUGAGGCGGCAAACUGUUGGCCCGAGGGGCGUAGUACCUCGUGCGUGGAGGAUGGGUGUUGGCCUCACGGGACCACUAACUCUAAGGCAGAGAUGCCUGAAACUUAAUUUUUUUUUUUUGCCCAUCUAGAUCCCUAUCAGCCAGUAAAACAUACUAACUAAAAGGUAUAUAUUGCGGGGGAGCCACCGUGGCUAAAACGUACCUUGAUUUGUAUAAGAACUUGUGUAGGUUCUGCAUAUUAUGGUACUUACACAAAACACUUUCUAAAUGUUUGGGGGGGUUUUUGUGGCUCAUAUGGAGCUUGUAAAAGCUCAGUAAGUAAAAACGAAACAUAGCAAAUUUUAAUCAUCCACAAAAUUAUGAGCAAACCUUUACAAUAAAUUAAUAAAUUACUUGCCAUUCAAAGAAAGUCAUAUAUGUUAUUAUCUGCCCAUGUGGUCUCUUAUAUGUUGGUAGUACUAUACAUGCACUACAUGUACGUAUUUAAGAAAAUGUAUAGAGAGAGAGCGAGAGAGAGAAACCUGUAACUGAAAUCUGUAGAUCCCACUAAAGGAGGCUGAGAGGAGAAGGAGAGGCCUAUUACACAAUAAUGACAAGGACAUGUAUAUGUAUUAUUACAGCCUGUUACUUAGGAACUCUUAACUGUCUUACCCCUGUAUAACCCACACACCUAGCUACUGACAUUGGAUUCAAGGUACAAAGAGAAAAUGCUGCUUUAAAAAUUGAUGACCCUGUGAUCUGUAAUAGAAUGUUGAUUCCAUGAGACUCUUUUUGAUUAUUUCUUCAUUAUUACCAAAUCGGAAAUGCCAUAUUGAAGGGUAUGGGAACAUUUCUAUUCAAUUACUUGAAUUACUUAUCCCAGUUAACAAUCAUUUAAAGCUUCACAAAUGCUUUCAUUGCUGGACAGCAUGUCACAAUGUCAAAGUCAAUAUCUUGAUAGUUAAAAGCCUCAUAGUUAGAACAUGUCCCAUUGUACAGCCUUUUUUUUAAUGAUGUAAACAAAGUAGACCAUUCACUUAUACUAAAACUUGGGUUUUGAAGAAUAUUCUUACAAAUCAAAUCAUUUUGUUUCCUGUGUGAAUUUCUGCACAGAUGGCAUCCUCAUUAUUAUCAGUUACUUCUUGGCUUUAAUUUAUAAACCUAUCCCUCUACCUUUUCUUAGUUACACUAUCCAUCUAACAACAUAUAACCCUUUGCAUUAGUUACCCAAUCACCAGUAUCAUCCCCAAAAAAUUUAAAUAAAGAUCCCAAUGUUCAUCUGCUUACAACCAGCUCUUCCAGUGAUUCAUAAAGUUUCCCACAACAUUAGCCAAUAUUUUAAGAAUGCCUUCUAGCACGAUACCCACUUAUGCUCAUUGCAUAUAUCUCUGUUUCUGUCUCACACUGUUGUUAACUCAGCAUCAGUUAGCUUCUCUGUAUCAUAAGGAAAGCUUAACUUCCCUUAGAUUGGGGUAGGCAACAUUUGGAACUCCAAAUGUUGUGAACUACAUCUGCCAUACUGUUCAUCAAGCCAUGAUGUUGGAAAUGCAUCAUGGGCAAUGUAGUCCACAACAUCUGGAAUACAAACGGUAGCCUGCCCUAGAGCAAAAAGAGGUCUCAUGCAGCAGUCAAACAUUUUUUCUUCUCCUAAGCAAUUAGUGAGUGCCCUCAAAUAGCUUUCUAAGAGAGCUUGCACAGCAGAUAAUGUUGCAAGUUGCUUUACUCUGUGAGGAUAUUUAUGAGGAUUAAUUAUUAUUAAUUAAUAUUAAUUUAAAAUAUUUUCAUAAAAAUAUUGAAAUGAAUAAUCUUUAUUAAAAUAUCAGAGGUUGAUAUUUUAUUGGCGCUAUUCCCAAUUAUUAAUUUAAAAGCAGAGUUAUUCAUUGUUUUACCUGUUAGACCUAGAGCAUGUUGUUCGAAUUUAAUAUUUCAUACAUAAAUAUCACAAUCUUUUAUCAAAAUUAUAAUAUUUAUUUUUGUCAAUAGAUGUAAACAUACAUGAAAAUUAGUAAUCCGUUUUUAAUAACAGUGAAUACAUUAUGGCAUAGUAUAGUAUCACAAGACCAUUUCAAACUCUGAGUGAUGGGAUUUGUCUGAGUGAGGGUUAGUCUAUGACAAUUUCAAUCAACAGGGUUAGCAUAUGGAAUAUUUUACUUCAUAUACAAUUGAUUGAGACAAUCACUAUUUGUUAAAUCAUAAAGAAGCAUAUGAGUUAUGAGCAUAUGGAUUAUUAUAAUUUAAUAACACAUUUUUCAGAAUCUUAAGGAAUACAAUCUUAGUUUUACUCUUGGUUAGAUUUUCAAUCACGUGUUGAUUGUUUGCCUAUCCUACACACCAUUCAUUAGACUUAGCUGGACAUAGUUCGUUAUUCACUCAGGUGAUGUAUACACAAAGUUCUAUGGACAAUGUUUUAUCAGCCAGCUACAGAAUUUUAACAAGCUCAGUGCUGACAAGUGCCAGGAUUACAGAAUGAUCCAGCACAUAGAAUUGUGUAACACAGAGGACUGAUAGGAAACAUUUACCGGACUUUAGAAUGGCUGGACUAACGUACCAAAGAAUAGUCAGGAAUAGCCGAGGUCAAGGGAAACAUAAAGAUACAACGAUAAGGCAAAGCCAAAUAACCAGAAUUACCAGAAUCAAAUAACGCACUCUCGGACAACCACAAGGGAAACCACGACAGGGCACUGAGCAGGAUGAGAACUGGGCCUAAAUACCCCUCCUCUAGAUCUGAUAGGCUGUAGUUGGCCUUUGACCCCAAAGGAAGUUACCAGGUUCCCAUUUGCAUAAUUGCUGCUCAGCAUUAACCCUUCUGUGGAUUUGGUUGCUGCUCGGCACAACUUUUCCUGUGUGGACAGUAAAUGUCAUUAACCACAUUUUUAUAAGCGGAUGAAUACGUGACAUUACCCCCCACCUGAAGAAUGCCCACCGGGCGGGCAGGACUAGGCUUGAGAGGAAAUUUGGCAUGAAAAUAGCGAAUCUUGCGGCUAGCAGGUUUAUCAGAUGCCGGAACCCACGAACGAUCGGCUGGUCCAUAAGCUUUCCAAUCCACCAAGUACUGUAAAGUCCCCCGAGAAAAAAUCAAUUAUGGAGGAGACCUCAUACUCUUCCUGUCCAGAAACAACUAAGGGAGGAGGAGGGACACUUGAGACAGUAUAUUUAUUGCAAACAAGAGGUUUGAGCAAGGACACAUGAAAGGUAUUAGGAAUUUUCAAGGAGGCCGGAAGGGCCAGAGAGUACGCAACAGGAUUGAUCCUACGAAGGACACGAAAAGGUCCAAGGAACCUAUGAACAAAUUUCAUGCUAGGGACUUUGAGCCUGAUGUUAUGGGAAGAUAACCAAACCCUCUCACCCACUUUCUAAACAGGGUUGGCACCUCAAUGUGUAUCAGCAUAAUGCUUGAAAGGGUCAGCAGCAGUACCCAGAGCAGAUUGAACUUUAACCCAGGUAUCACGGAUGGAAGCCAGACGGUCAUCCAAAGCAGGAAUAGCCGUAUCAGAAAAAACAGCCAGUAGGACAGUAGGAUGCCUGCCGUUAUUAACAAAAAAUGGACUAUGCCCAGAGGAGUCAUGAUCAGCAUUGUUCCUAGCAAACUCGGCCCAUGGUAAUAAUUCGGACCAAUUGCCUUGAGUGCUAUUAACGAAACAAACCAAGUAUAACUCCAAAGACUGGUUAGCCCUCUCAGCUGUACCAUUAGUCUGGGGAUGGUAAGAGGAUGAAAAAAACAAUUCAAUCCCCAAUUGCUUAUUGAAAGCCCUCCAAAACCCGGAUACAAACUGAGAACCUCUAUCAGAUACAAUAUUGUGAGGAAUGCCAUGCAGACAGACAAUCUCACGUAUAAAGAUCAGUACCAGGUCUUGAGAUGACGGUAAUUUCUUGAGAGGGAUGAAGUGAGCCAUUUUAGGAAAAUGGUCAACAACCAUGAGAAUAGUGGUAUAACCAUUUGAACUAGGAAGUUCUACAAAUUAAUCCAUAGACAAGGGGGACUAUGGGACCUCAGUAACGGGAAGAGGUUGUAACAAGCCACAAGGGAGUUUAUGAGGUACUUUGGAGACCGCACAAACAGAACAAGCCUGCACAUACUCCUUAACAUCCCUUCUGAGGGAAUCCCACCAGAAUGAAAACUUUCUAGAGACGUAACCACAAGGUUGCAAUGGAGUAUCCUGGCUCUCUCUCUGGGAGAGAACUGCCCCUACCCCUGUCUCUGAUGCAUCAACUUCCAGAAUGAAAGGUUUACUGGUGUCAGGAUGUAUCUAUAUGUCAGCAGAGGCAAACCGCUGUUUGAGAUUUUCAAAGGCUUCUAUAGCCUCCUUAGACCCUAUCGUACUGCUAACCGCCAUGCAUGUUCAAAUUCAAAUUGCACACUGACCGCAGUCCACUCUUUUAAAUACUUGGGUAUGAUAUUAGACCCCAAUCUAUCUUUUGGCCUGCACAUAGAAAAGCUUGCAUCUAAACUUUAUCCAAAAUUAGGUGCCCUGUACAGAAACAAAUCCUGCCUAAGCCCUACAGUAAAGGAAAAGAUUGUACAGCAAAUGCUGAUGCUAAUCAUUGAUUAUGGGGAUGUAGUAUAUGCGUCUGCAUCACAAUCCCACAUUAAUAAACUCAACACAUUGUACAACUCGUUCUGCCGAUUUGUGCUACAAUGUAAUUACAGGACCCAUCAUUGUGACAUGCUAAAGGAAGUAAACUGGCUGUCGCUGGAAUCCAGACGCACCCUUCAUCUUUCCUGCCUUGUUUUUAAGAGCUUUUCUGGGAAACUCCCACCCUACCUGAACAAAAUGCUUUCCCCAGCUGUUCCCACUUUCUAUAAGCUACGAUCCAGUACCAACACUUUACUUAGUCUACCUCAAUACAAAAAGAAAGCGGCCCGAUCCUCCUUCUCCUACAGAGCACCGCAAUUGUGGAACAAUCUCCUGCACAAUUUAAAAUCUUCCCUAAGCCUAAAGUCAUUUAAGAGAUCCCUCUCUACAUACCUCAAAACAGAAUGCACGUGUAAUGGUUGAUUAUAUAUUUCCUGCCUGUUCUAUGUUAAAUUUUGUAUUUAUUGUGUAUUAAUAUUGUUUUUGUAUUUUGUUGUACCUAAUGUAACAAUGCAAUGAUUUGUGGACCCAGGACAUACUUGAAAACGAGAGAAAUCUCAAUGUAUCUUUCCUGGUAAAAUAUUUUAUAAAUAAAUAAAUAAAUGUCAUAUUGGUGAUGGGGGCUAUUACUGAACAAAAUCUCUUUAUAAACCUUCUGUAAUAUUCGUCAAAACCAAUGAACCUUUGAAUGGCUUUCAACACAGUGGGUAAAGGCCAUUGUAGAGCCAAUUCCAGCUUCUUAGGAUCCAUCUGAAACCCUGAGGCAGAGAUAUUAUAUCCCAAAAAUUGUACUUCAGAUUGGUCAAAGAUGCAUUUUUCUAAUUUACAAUAAAGUUGAUUCUUUAACAAGGUCUGCAGAACUUGUCUAACGUGAUCGUGGUGAGUCUGAAUGUCAGGAGAAUAAAUAAGGAUAUCAUCCAGAUAGACCAAGACAAACGAGUAAAUGUAAUCCCUGAGUACAUUCAUCUUGGAAAACCGCUGGAGCAUUGCACAACCCUACUCUUUAGUCAGCGUUUUUCUUUUCUCAAUUUGGACUUUGGUUCCUCACACCAAUUUGUCUAUGCUUACUUAAGUGUUAUUGCAUUUACAUAUUUUAAGUUGUCAUACCUAUGUUGUUAAACCUAUGUAUAGGUAAUUACACACAUAAAUAUAUGUGUGUUUCUAUAUUUGUAUAUGUUGCUAACUAAGAAUACAUGACAUAUUACUAUUUUGUAUUUAACUAAACUUAAUUAAAUACCUUAUAGCAAUAUGUAUGUGUAUUUGCUGAAGAAAUACUUUUUAAUUCACAAAUACUUGUUUUAUCUUUGCUGACACAUAUGUAUUUACUCACUAUCUGGCUUUAAGCUGACAAUGCAAAACUUUGAGAAAAAAAAUGUGUUUUUCUUAAUUUUAGGCACCUCAUGGUAUAUUAGCUAAAUUGCAUUUUUGCCAUUAUGCAUUUAUUCGUUUUAUCCCACAAUAUAUAUGUAUUUCCUUUCUUACACAAUAUCUCUGACAAUUGAUGAAAAACAUAAAUUAAUCUACUUAACUACAGGUUAACAGAAGUUCCUAUCAAAUUAUAUAAACUUGUGCAAAUAUUUUUAUCCAUUUGAUAUGUGAUUUGCAGUUGGAACAAAAUCUUAGUAAUACAAAUGUCUGCUUUUAAUCUUACAGGAAUACAUGAAGAUACAAGUCCAACCACUGUAUGAUUACUUUCAAACUAUAACUUUAGACUUUACAACUCGACCAGUCUCACUAACAGACCAGUAAGUUGGAGUAUCAUGACAUCAUGACUAUAUGUGUUGCUGACAACUGUGCUUAUAAGCUUGAGAGCAACCAGUGGGAGGGUGUAAAUCAUAGACAUGUAUGUGCAGGUGUAGUAUGUAGACGUAAUAUAUGUGUAUGUAAUAUAUGUGUAGUAUGUCAAGUGCUUUACCACGUACAUUUAGAGUUCUCCAAAUAUAAAUAUCAGAAACCGGUUGACCUGCUUUUUUGAGGGAUGUUUACAAUUUGAUUUAGCCCUGAUUGCUAAAUUAAUAACAAAAUCUAAGCACAUUAAGGUUGAUCUAAAAUGUCAAGAAGCUCCCUUAAGCUAUUUGGCAUAGGUGCCAAGAGUCCUUAAUUUGCAAAAAACAGUCACACAUUUUUGGGUGCUGUCACAACAAAAAUAUGUCCAGGGGCCUGUCCUGCAUUUUGAAAUCUGCCUCACCUUUGACAGGCCUGCCCCCUUUUCAAAUGGAGCCAUCUCUUUGAUAAUUGAAUCCUCCACCUCGACGCAUGGGCCACCACCUUUGACUGGUGGACCUGCCCCUUGCACAGUUCUGUGUGCAGUCUGCUCUCCUCCCUGUCCCAAGAGGUGUGCAGGGAACUUUUUGGGGGUAUUACAUGUCUGUUUUCAAAUGCUUACGAGGUUGGUAGGAAACCAGAUAUUUUACAGAAUUAAAUUUUUUGUUUGUUUUCUUGUUUCUGUUAUAUUAAUCAUUAACGUACAUGUGUCCAUUUUCAGAUACAAUGAAGUAAAUGCUAUAAACACUGCGUGUAGAUAUGGCAUUCCAAAUUGCACUGAAUUCGCAUCUGAACUAUUUAAUGAAUGGAUGAAAAAUAACAGAAGGUAAGUUUGCUGGGCACACAGCAAAUGUGCAGAGUAGUAGCUGUCUCUGUGAGUAUGAUGCACAUUAAUCUGCUUUGGACCAAACAACUAUACUACACUAUGUGCAGAAAUUCAUUUGGCUCCAGAAACAUUGUUAUUAUAGCAGCACAACUGAGACCUCAUUGCAGAAAUUACUAGAAAAGAAUAGUAAUCCAUUUAAAUCAGUAACAGCCAAUACUGGCAAUCAUGUUGGAAAUCUUCUUGAAGAUGUAAGGCCCAGCGAGGGUACAUUAAUUCAUAAUACAGUGCGGGGGUCCCCCAAUAGGAUGGGCACUGUAUGUCUUAAAUGUAAAUGACCUCAUGAGAAAGGUGGGAACAGAGAGGCACAGGCAAUUUGAGGAUCAAUGGGACUCCCUGUUAAUAAUGAUGUGGUGCAGUGGUUAGACCUAUGGGGAUAGAGAAAAAAGGUCUCCAAUUAGCAAUUAAUCUUAAAAAUGAGACCUGAAGAGUAGGAGAGAAGGGCAAUGCAGUCACCCCGUGUAUGAGGGGAAAAAGGUGUGUUCUGUUUGGAGAAACUGUUGUGGUAGCUUCAGAGUGGCAUAUGAAGUCAGGGCAGGCAGGCAGAAGUGCGGGAAAGACAUUUGUGAACUCAAGUGUGAUCAAGAUGCAGAUGACCAUGUUUGUAUGUGUUAUUUCAUUGUAUACUCACUGUAUUUUUUGUGUGUGUGUGUGUGUGUAUUUUAGCAUUCAUCCAAAUCUGCGAUCAACUAUUUACUGCACUGGAAUAGCUCAGGGAGGAGAAACUGAAUGGGAAUUUGUAUGGGAAAAAUUCUCUACAUACAGUAAUGCCCAAGAAGCCGACAAAUUGAGGGCUGCUCUGGCCUGCAGUAAGGAGCCCUGGUUGCUCAACAGGUGAGAAUGCAGUGAAUUUUUGUUUUCUAAUAAAUAAAGGGACUCUCCAGUGCGAGGAAAACAGAUCUGAUUUCGGAUAAAACCCCUUAAUUAACUUACCAGAAUCGAGCGCCCUGGGUGCUAGAUCAGGCUCUGCCCACUUUCCUCCACUGCCGACGGCAGCCAGCAGGGGAGACCUAAUGUGCAUGUGCAGCAAUGGCCACGCACGCGCAUUUGACCUCCCCAUAGGAUUCCAGCGAUGCUGGAAGUCCUUGUGUAUAGCGUGAGGACGUCCAGCGUAGUUUAAAACAUUUUCCGGGUUUUUAGAACCCGGAAGUCCCUCUAGUGGCUUUCUGAUAGACAGUCACUAGAGGGGGACUUAACCCUACAAGGUAAUUAUUGCAGUUUAUAAAAACUGCAAUAAUUACACUUGCAGGGUUAAGGGUGAUGGGAGUUGGCACCCAGACCACUCCAAUGGGCAGAAGUGGUCUGGGUGCCUGGAGUGUCCCUUUAAUGUUAGAGAAGGUGUAUUUAAAAAAAUCCUUUUUUAUAUGCAUUUUCUAUUAUUCCCUGAUUCAAGAACUACUCCAGUAUAAAAGACAGAUCGUGGCCUUGAAGAGGCUGUGUUAAUUGUAUCAGAAGUUUUGAAAUGCACGCAUUUAUUUUAAUGAUCCCUCUAAUUUUCUUCAGGCUCCUGGAAUAUUCACUGGACACAAGUAAGAUUCGCAGACAAGAUGCUGUCUCCACCAUAAACAGCGUUUGCAGUAACGUUCUAGGACAAAGUCUUGCUUGGGACUUUGUGAGAGCCAAUUGGAAGAAAAUGUUUGAUCAGUAAGUAUUUUCCAUGAAAAUUCAUAAUAUCUUGUUAAAGGAACGCUGCACACACAUAAUGCACUUCAGCAUUUGUGACCGUUUAUAAAAGGGCUGCUUUCAAUUGAAAUUAUAAUUGGGGACAAAAAAAAACCUCCACGACUGUCAAUCAAAUACCCAUGGAUGUUUUAUUCUGCUUCCGUUAACUCUACAGAGCUAAUUGAAGUCACAGGUGCACUGUGCUAGCACAUUUCUGCCUUCCCCUUCUCAAUGAGCUGUGUGACAACUCAUUGGAAGCAUAGGAAAGCCACGAGUGUCUUUGCAAGAGAAAAAGGGAGGGCUUGCAAGGACUGUAGACAAGAGAUUUGCUGCUUUUGCAAGCUGUAUUGAGAUGCAUACACAAAGGGAAAAAUGCAGGAAUACAUGCAUGUUUUAUUGGUGGCAUGUCAACUUAUAGUAAUUAUUAUUAUAGUAAUUAUCUAUUAUUAACUUCUUCUAGUGUGUCGUUCCUCUUUGGGACGGUCACUCUGCUUUACUACCCUGUGAUCAAGUGGUUGUUAAACCCUUGGUCUGGACCCACAGUUCCAUUUUACCAGAUCCACUACUUGGAAAAAACACAUACUAAUUACUUAGGCCACAGUUUACAGUUUUUAGCUUAGAAUUGGUUGUAGUAGUUGAUCUGUUUCCAACUGCAAUGAAGAUGCUUUUCUACAAUGAGAAGCAUGUUAAGUAAUAAAGCUAUGUUUAACAUAAUUAAAAGUAAAUAUUAUAUUAUGAUUUUAAAUAAGGAUUGCCAAUGUAAUUUAAUGAUUGAAGGAUGGGUUGUUGAGCAAAUACCAACUAUUAACAGCAAAAACAUAUGUGAGGAAGGCUGAACUUGAUGGAUGCAAGUCUCUUUUCAGCUAUGUAGCUACAUACUUUUGUAAUAUGAAGAAUAAAUGUAAACAAAUGCAGCAAGUUAAGUUUACAAAAAAUUAUAAAUCGAUGGAAUACCCCGGGACAGUAGCCAAAAUUGGGGUUAAUUUCACAGAUCAACUACAGGAAGGUUUUAGUCAUUGCUAGUCUUUGCAUGCUCAAUGGAUGGUGGAUGCAAGGUUCCAAUUUCCAUCCCACAGUCACACCUGUGUAAUUUUAUGAUUGGCAUCUAUAUAGCAUACGUGAAUUUGAUGGCCAAGUAUGGGGUAUGGAACCAAUAUUUUCAACUUCAUCUCAGGUUGUAUAUUUUUACUUUGUUUGUUUAGGUUUGGAGGAUCAUCUUUCUCUUUUGGUAACUUGAUUGAAGGGGUGACUCGACGAUUUGCCAGUGACUUUGAACUACAGCAGGUACAAAAUAUGAAUGCUUACUAAAGUGAAAAUAAAAUUUGCUCAUUAAAAAAUAUCAUAUAUUGAAUAGUUUAAAGUAAUGGGGCAGUCUAACAGCCAUGUCUACUGCAUGUCAUGAUUCUGGGUCAAACUGAUUUUGAGCAGUCCAGCCCCCUGCUUACAUAUUACUAAUGACAAAAUUCCACUUCUGCAUUAAUAUCAAUGUAUAAUCUCAAUUCUAAAUCUCAAAGAUGGUGAUAGGCUGAGCACAUCAAGUGAAAAAUGCCAUCCAUAUAUUGUUUAAAAUGCAAUUACUAAUCUGGACGUUCCACUUUCAUGUUAGUAAUAUCAAUAAAAGUUUUGAAUCGGUAAACAGCGACUGCAGUCCCAUAGCACCAUAACCACUAUAUGUUGGGUUACAGUGCUUUUGGGGCUAUCAUUGAAUACAUGUAUAUUAUAUGACACAAUUUUAUUUUUUUUAAUAGUAGAUGUUGACAAGUGCAGUUUAGCUAAAAGUGUGAAAAUCUACAUAGGUUAUAGGAUUAAUAAACCUUGUAUAGAUAAUCACACCAAUGCUAUUUUGUGAUAUCUUUUUUCAGCUGGAGCAGUUCAAACUUGAUAAUCAGGAUGCUGGGUUUGGGACAUCGGCUCAAGCAUUGGAACAAGCCAUAGAGAAGACUAAAGCAAAUAUCAAAUGGGUGAAUGAAAAUAAAGAACCAGUACUGAACUGGUUCAAGGACGCAAUAAAAUCAUAGACCAUCCGAAACCCACUACCUAGCAUGUGUGUAGAGCAAGUUUAGCCACUUCCUUUGCCUAUUACCAGAUCUCUGAUGGGCUUAUUCACCAAAGUCUGAUUUGUUCAGAAUUCAAAGUGAAUUCAAAGUAAAAUUUCAAAUUCUAGGCUAAAAUCUGAAAAUAAUUAAAAUUCACUUUGAAUUCCUUUGAACUGAUGAUUCACUGAUGAGUACCUUAUAAAGGAACAUGAAUUUAAACUCCCAAUCCUCUCUUCAGCAAUAAACAAUACUAUCAAAAGGAUUUGUGAGUUUCCAUGAAAAACAGAUUAAACUGUAAAAUAAAUCCUUCCUUUUCCAAACGUAAAGCAGGGCUGCUCAGUAGGUAGAUCCCCAGAUGUUGUAGAACUAAAACUCCCAUGACGCUUUGUCAUUUGAAAUGCAUUCAAAAGGCAUGCAAAGCAUCAUGGUAAUUGUGGUUCUACUAUAUCUGGGGAUCUACCUAUUGAGCAGAUCUGCCGUAGAGGAACUCUUCAAGCAUCACGACCACUGCAGUGUGCUGCAGUGGUUCUGGUGUCAGCAGUGCUCUGGUACAGUUUUAGGUUAAUUUAUCAAACUGUUUUAGACUCCUGCUUCCAGGAUUCUCCUGCUGGAGCUAAGCAGGACCAAAAUGGUUUGAUAAAUUACACUGAGACAGCACCAAGGCUCUCCUGGUGACAUAACCAUACAGCUGGCUGCAGUGGUUAUGGUGCUUGGAGUGCCCCUUCAAAUCAAUAUACAUUCCUAUCUCUUCUAGCAAUUACGGUCCCAGUAUAUCAUCCUUACAUCCACUCUGUUUAAAAAGAAUAAAUCCGUAAAAGGAGCACAUAUUUUGCAUGUACAACUUCCACACACAUUACUAAUUAAUGAAUAUACUGUCCACAAUCUAAAAUAGCCAUUGCACAUUUUGUUUUCUUUUCCAAACUGUAAAUUAAAGCACACAGAUGAAUCCCUUCAUGUCUUUGUUUUUGUUUCCUUGUGUUUUUUUUUACAGAUUUAUUCAG
Pelobates cultripes (western spadefoot toad) is the source of this 71813-nucleotide messenger RNA. NCBI's taxonomy places the organism in Eukaryota, Metazoa, Chordata, Amphibia, Anura, Pelobatidae. The record is from the annotation of a GenBank genome assembly.